GAAGCGGGGGGCGGAGCUAAAGGCGGCCCUUCCGAACCUUCGCCGCCCAAUAGGAAAGCUGGGCCGGGAAGAUGGCGCCGCCCUCAGGCCGGCGCUCACUGCGAGGCUUGUUGUUGCUGCUGUCGCUUCUGCCGUGGAGCUGUGACUGCGGAGUGGGGGGCGGGAAGACUUAAGUCCGGCAGGGGAGAUAGACGCCGAACCCCGGCGAGGGGCAGAAAUCGAGGCCGGGGCUUCGGCGCGACCUCCGUCCAUGGAGGCCGCCGGCGGAGAAGGGGAGCCGGAGGCGCUCAGCUGCUUCUCCUACAACCAGGACUGCACGUACGUGAGUGGGGAGAGGGCAGAGCGGGUCAGGCUCCCCUUCCCUGCCCGUCCCCUCGCUUCCACCCCGGGGAAAGAGGGAGCCCAGCCCAGGGAGCGAAGCCAUCCUCUCCUCCAGGCUGCCCAAGGCGGGGAAGGGACGGCGGCCUUUGGGGAAUGCGGGGACGCGGAUAAUAAUAAUAAUAGUAACAACAACAGAAGCAAGGAAGGGAAGAAGGGGCGGGGUCGUGGAAACGGUGCCUACAGAAUUAAUGGAUACCCGGUUUAGUUUGGAGAUCUUGUUAACAGCAUCUUUGGAUUAUUCCCGCUCUCUGAGGUGCGCUAAAAUUAGGAUAACGUGGGCAAAAAGUUAAGUCUGGUGUGUGAUGGAUAAGCUUUUCCCUAUCGCCACACUUCCCCACGAGCUGAGUGGAUCCCGAUUUUUUUAAAAAGUCCCAACAAGUCGAAAUUUACUGCGCAUAGUGACCAGUUGAUUUAUUACUGCGUAAAUUUUGGACUCUAGGUCUUCAGCACCCAUCAUUUUCAUACAUGUUUAACUGCAUGUUUGCCUGUGUUAUAACCAUGACUUGAGGCAUCAAGCAAAUACAUAUAUAUGUGUGUGUGUGUGUGUGUGUGUGUAUGUAUCUAGACAUACAUAUAUAUAUGUGUGUGUGUAUAUAUGUGCGUAUAUAUAUAUAUAUAUACACACACACACACACCACAUUUUCUAUUAUUUACAAAGUUAUUAAGGGUGUUUUUUUUAAUGGAGAUGUAAGAACACCAAUCAUCUGAUUGCAGGGUAUUGCUUCAUAAGCUAUUGCAAAUUAUUCUAAGAACAUAGGGUUACACAAGCAGUGUUUAGAUAUAAUCAACUGUGAAUUGCUUGAAUCGUUUUGUUCAUGUUAUAGUGUAUCAGUAUAGAGUAUCAGUGGGAUGGCUGAGCUUGUAGGUCAUUGUGGAGUUUGAUGGCUGUCAAAUAUAGUCUCAGGUCACUAUUGAUCUGAUAUUGCUGUAUUUCAUCUUCAUAGGCAUAAUUGCUGAAAAGCCUGUCUCGCAAAAUUAUGUACCAUCAAAUGGCAUCAGCACUUGUAUUGCUUCACCAGCAAGCUCAGGAUACUUGGUAAUAACAGAGUAAUUUUGGUAGCAUGAAUCCAAAAUUCAGAUAAUCUCACUUCCAAAUAUUUUUCCUUUGAGGUUCCUAUCGCAUGAUAAUUCAGUGACGACUUUGUGAUAUCAGCUGCAAAUGGGUUCCACACCCACUCAAACUUUUGUGUUUCUUAAGCAGAAAAGUAGUGGGAAAAGUUUAACUAAGCAAACUUGGUUAUCCUUGGCUAAAAGAUUAAGUCUCAUGACAGAUUCAGUGACAGCUCACCACAAGUGCCUGUGCAUCAGAACUGAGCUGUAACACUCCGAAUAAUUCCCUAUAUAAGCAUCUCUUGGCAAACUGUCACUGAAUUUGCCACCAGAGAGUAGUUACCAAGUGCUAAAAUGUAAGGAUUGAGCCUUUCUGACAUUCGGUUACAAAUGUAAACAUCAUUAUAAUAUGCCAACAAAAGAAAAAGUUGUAAUAGGUAUCAUCAUACCAGUUUACAGGAUUAAAAGCAAUAAUUAUAUUGGGUUUAGGUUUAAAUCCACUUGCACAAGCUUUGUGACCCGCUUGCAGGUCACAGUCUGGAGGUUAGGAAACACUGCUCUGGGGUAUGAAAUUGAAUAUGGUUAGACUUUGGGUUGCUCAGCCUUAUGAUUCUAUAUAAGCUAGCUUUCCACCAGCUCAAGAAUAGGUUAGAAAUCCCAAAAGAACUGAAGCCAAGCCCCAAAGCCUGGCUUUCCCCUUUUAUCACUCUCCAGCUCUUUGUGCAGUGGCUGUGAUGAUGCCUUUUCAUUUUCUCCUCUUCUGUCCUGUACUUGCCUUUUGUAGCUUAUCCCGUGAACCAAAUGAAAAGGAAAGGCGAUCUUGUUUAGCAGGAAGGGCAACAGGAAAUGCCACAAUGGUGUGUUCACAGUUUAAAUCCCAAGUAUGGUUUCAGUUGUCCCACUUCUUAAAAAUCUAACUGAAACGAUGUGCACUGAUGACAGACAGUAACGGACUCCUCCUUGAUGAAGGAUGCGUUAAACUGGAGAUGGGGAAGCUGUGGCCCUCCUAUAACUUCCUGAACUGCAGCUACUAUUGUACUUGACCAUUGAUGAUACCGGCUGGGGCUGUUCGGCCCAAUCGCCGUCUAAAUUCGGCCCACCUUAGGUCCGGGAAUCAGCGUGUUUUUACAUGAGUAGGAUGUGCCCUUUUAUUAAAACACAUCUCUGGGUUAUUUAUGGGGCAUAGGAAUUCGUUCAUUCCCCCCCCCCAAAAAAAUAUAGUCUGGCCCCCCACAAGGUCUGAGGGACAGUGGACUGGCCCCCAGCUGAAAAAGUUUGCUGACCCCUGAUAUAGAGAGCCGCAGGUCCCCUCCCCCCGGUUUUAAAGGAAAACUAUUACAGUGGUACCUCGGGUUAAGUACUUAAUUCGUUCCGGAGAUCCGUACUUUACCUGAAACUGUUCUUAACCUGAAGCACCACUUUAGCUAAUGGGGCCUCCUGCUGCUGCCGCGCCGCCGGAGCACGAUUUCUGUUCUCAUCCUGAAGCAAAGUUCUUAACCUGAAGCACUAUUUCUGGGUUAGCGGAGUCUGUAACCUGAAGCGUAUGUAACCUGAGGUACCACUGUAUCCCUUUGGCAGGGCUUAAACUCUUGUGCCUGUUUCUAUUGGGGUAUAUAAUCCUGUAGGACCACAUAUUGCAAUGCAUUAAACGUUUAGCAUAUCUUUCUUUUUACUCUAGAAUGUGUGAGGCACUUCUCCAUCUUUUUACUGCUUGUAUGCUUUGGAAACAAGAUGUAGGGUUGGCCCAGAUUUCUGAAGUGUGAAAGCAGUGUAAAAGAAAUGUAGCUACAUUUGUACGUUUUCAGGAUAGAAAGUGAUACACGCCGAAGUACUAAGGUAUGCCUGCAUCUACUGUAAUAUAUGAAGCAGUUCUUGGUGUUGUUGAAACGGGAAUUGGCACAGAUUGGUGUUUGUUUUUAUACAUUCCUCUGAUGCAGGGUGGCAUGGUACUCGCAGCAGCGUAGCUAGCCACUCGGGCACACAGGGCUAUGUGCCCGGGACAGCUGCCCAUGGGGGUGGGGCAAGCCACCCAUUGGGCGAGGCGAGCUGGGGCAGGUGCCAGCCACCUCCCCUCAGCUGGAGGGUGGCUGCGGCCGGGAGAGAGGUGGCAACUGGGGCGCCCCUGCAAGCCGCGCACCACACAUAUCUCAUUCCGCUGGAGGGCGCCCCGCAGCCCUAGCGCUGCCCAUGGACUUCCUCCGCUACUGGGUAUUCCCCUUGUGGCCCCCACAACCCCUGUGGUUCUAUGAAAACAAGUUUCUUGUUUUCCUCAUGGUUGCAGAGAGCAGUUUGAUUCUUGGAUGUCAAAUAGUGCUCAAGAAUGCAAACGAAUGAGAAGAAAACAUCCUCUUUCUCAUUCCCCCACCCAAUCCCAUCCAUCCAUCUAUCUUAUCUUUAUAUUAAAAAAAUUUCUCUCUCUCCAGGGUCUUUCAAGGGUUGUAGCAGUUUCCAACUAUGGAAGUUGUUGAACAGGCUCCAGCAACUGCCGUAUUGCAUUAAACAAGUUACAAUGUGAUUUUUCCGGUCACAUUAAUCACGUGCAAUUAAGGUGCAGGAUGAGUCUCCUGUCUUCACUGUGCUUCCAUUGUGGUUGUUAGUGCUGUGCAAUAAAUCCUGAGGAACUGGUCAUUGCCUUAAACAGGAUGUGGAGAAAGGUGAACUUGAGGUCUGACAUCUUAUCACUUUAUAAUUUGGUGGGGGGGGGGGAGGGAAGCAACCUCUGAGCCAGAAAUAUAUUACUGUGAACAGGAAAUAUCUUUGCUCUGAGCCAAAAUGCGAGAAACAAAGGACAUUGAAGGAAGUCAUCAGGGAGCAUGUUUCAAACAAACAAAAGGCAGAAGGCUUUCAUACUGGUUGCUGCCUAAUUGGUCUAUGAAACACUUUGCCAUAGGGCACAGUGAAUGAAAGUCAAAUUAGUUUAACACAUGAUGUGACACAUUCUAGGUUCAGAUGUUAGGUGGAUUGGGGGUGUUUCCUGAUGUUUAGGGGAUCUGGAAGUGAACACCAGUGGAGGGAUCAUUCAAUACAAUGCUAGAGAUGGAUUGACUAUUAGUGUGAGCACCUGUUGCAGUUAUUUUGUUUUGAUAAUAAAACCAUACUGAUAAGAAUAUAAACUGUGGGCAAAUUAAAGGGAGCACAGAUGGAUUAGAUUCUUAAACUGAGGGAGGGAACUCCAAGAAAAGGCAUUGCCUUGUUGGAUCAGAUUAAAGGUCCAUUAAUUCAGCAGUCUGUCUCCAAUACUGCCCAGAUCAGUGUCUCUGGAAGUUCAAACUAUGUCAUAGCUAACCCCUGUUUGUCUCCAGGCAUUUGGUAAUUAGAAGUUUAUUUCCUGUGGUCACAGACGGUCAGAAAAGCCAGUCAUGUGACAUGGUAUGUAAACCCUUUCUACAAACAAAUCAUAGGUUAAAUAAUUUUCGGGCAAAAUGUGUAAAAUCUUAGUGGAAGCACUGUCUUCUGAAUGGGAAAGACUCCUUCUCUUUGGCAUAGGGGCACCACAAAUUAAAAGUCUCUUGUGUCUGCCCAUCUGGCUUCCAGAUGCGCCUGCUUCAGGACAAAUUAAGGUUUCCAGGGUGAAUUAGAGCUCAAUAAACUAGGCUGGGCUUCUGCAUGAGUACGCUCAUCGUUAGAUGGAACAUCCCUGUGCAACAUCUGCCAUAUUCAGACAUCAUUCUAAGCUUUCAGUCCUUCAUGAGUCGGAAUAUGUGCAAGUGGCUUUCACCUGCAUGCAGCCCCUUUUUGCCACUUUACUCUUCCCCUUUGUGCGAGUAGCAAAAAAACCCCACCAGGAUUCUGAACAUUAAUAAUAGAUUAUUGUUCAGUCUAAACCUGGAACUUAAGAUUAAGAGCUUCCAAAUGAGCCAACUUCAAAGCCCUAGUUUAAAUCUUGCUUUUAAUCCUGGCUUGUAUGGAAGCGCUUAACCAUAGUUCCCAGUCUGGACAAAUCAACAAACUAUGGUUAAGAGUCGAAUUCUGACAUGUUUUGCAAGGCAGCAGGAGAGGGGCUGCAUUCAGGUUUACACUGUGCAUAUCCUGAGCUAUGAUUGAAAGCUUAGUGUGAUAUCCAGGCAUGACCAACCUUUAUCUUCCUUUUGAUUCAGUUUUCUGGGCUCACUAUUAGAAGAGACAGCCUUAGUCCUUCAUCAUAGAUGUGGGAAUUUGUGUGCAUGUGUGUAGUAUAAAUCCCAUCUUGAUUUCCAUAGUGCUUGCUGUCUCAGCAGUAAUAUAACCUGGCUCACUUUCAUUCCCAUUUAAAGAUGGAGAACUGACUCUGACUUGACCAAAACCACCCAGUAAAGCCAUAGCAAAUGGGAGACUUAGAACCUAGGCAUAACACACUCCAAAGCUAUGCCACAGCAUCAAUGUUACUACUGCUAUUUGACUCUUACUUUGCAUCUGCUGAGUUCUAGGUGCUGUAUAGUAGUCGUCGUCGUCUUCUUUGGCGAUCACUCCUAGCCGAGUAAGAUUAUCUUCCAUAAACACGGUUUUAACAGUGAGUCCGUAAGUGAUUGUGGAGACCAAUUCUGGAUCCACACGCCCUUCCACAAAGGGGACAUAGGUUUCCGGGCGGGAGUUGAUCAUAGCGAGGGUUUGCCAAAUGUGCCUUCCUCUUAGCACGUUUCUCCCUUUCAUCCUGGGUUCGAGUGUCUUCAAAGCCCAUGGCACUUUUGGUAAAGUCUGUUCUCCAAUUGGAGCGCUCGCAGGCCAGUGUUUCCCAGUUGUCGGUGUUUAUACUACAUUUUUUAAGAUUUGCCUUGAGAGAGUCUUUAAACCGCUUUUGUUGACCACCAGCAUAACGCUUUUCAUUUUUAAGUUCGGAAUAGAAUACAGUGGUACCCCAGGCUACAUACGCUUCAGGUUACAGACGCUUCAGGUUAAAGACUCCGCUAGCCCAGAAAUAGUGCUUCAGGUUAAGAACUUUGCUUCAGGAUGAGAACAGAAAUCGGGCUCCGGCGGUGCGGCAGCAGCAGGAGGCCCCAUUAGCUAAAGUGGUGCUUCAGGUUAAGAACAGUUUCAGGUUAAGUACGGACCUCCAGAACAAAUUAAGUACUUAACCUGAGGUACCACUGUAGUUGCUUUGGAAGACGAUAAUCAGGCAUCCGUAUAGUAUUGGGGCAGGGGAGCAACACAACCCCUAACUAAAAGCUUUAAAGUCUACAUUGGAUGGAGAAGAUAAAAGUAUAGGAAGAAGAGGUCAGGACAGUUUACAUUUUAGAUGUGGGUGAGAAAGGAGAAUCCGGUAACUGAAAAAGUGCAUGUGAGGUAAGCCUAGAAGAGAGUCAAAAAAAGGCUUUGCUGAAGAAGUGGAUUGUGAGGAGGAAAUUAAAAGAAAAGAAGCAAGUGCUUCAAAAAAUGUGAAAAAAUUGUUCCAGGCAUGAAAUACCAGGGCAGAAGGUAAGAAGUUGGAAAAUGAGACAGGGAGUGUCGUCAGUAGCAGAUGAAUUUUGAUCUUGUCUAAACGUUGAUGGUCCUGCUCCCAUAUUUGGAGCGUCAGUAAAUGAACGUGAGACAUAGCUAGUCCCUAUCUCCCACAUAACGUUUUAAAGCUACGGAUCCUUCUGUUACUGAUUGCAUUCUGUGCAAUACCUAAGAUCUACAGCUUCUAAUAAUAGAAGUAAAGCUACCUCUGCAGCCCUUCAUGUGAGCCGACGUUUCAGAGGAAAUUUGCAUAAGAUAGGAAUUAGCAUCCUGGGCUGUGCCAUUUUAGACUGCAAGACAAAGGCUGUAUGUUUGAAUGGUCCCUAACAUAAAACUUCCUGCACUUAAGGGCAGUAGUAUUUUGAGAGGGUAGUUUUGGGGUCAGAAGGUUUUCCCCUGGCAGCUGGGUUUCCAUGUGUAGCUUUUCUUGGAUAUGGGGGAAACAUUCAGAAAAACAGCCCUCUCUACCUGCAUGGUGGAAUGGUUGUAUGAAAUUAGGUUUUUAAUAGGUUGUGUCUAAUCUUAGUACUCUUUGCCCUAACAAAUGCUAAAUAACAGAAUGGGGCUGAUAAAGACCUGAACUCAGAAUAUGCUCUGCCUUUCUGGGAAACAGAAUGGUGGAGCAACAUCCCUUCCCUUCCUGCUCAGAUAAUUCUGAGUGACAGCUUUCACAAUAUACCCAAUGUCAUCAGUAUCUGGCAGCCUCCCUUGUUAUGCCAUUCUAGAACUGUGUUUCUCUAGAACUACUUAAAAGGCCAUUGCAGCGUUUUAAUUCUCUCUUGUGUCACAUUUCCUGCUUUACAGGUUUGCUUCUCUUAUUUAUAUCUGAUUCAUGCCUGCCAGGUUGCAAAUUGCUAUAUAAUGGUGCCAUUCAGAUCCCAAUGGGAUUGUUUGUCCGAGGUUUGGGUUGCUGGUGUGCUAAAGAUCCAGUGCACAUUUAUUUUGAGAAGCGAAGUUGCAUUUAUUUUUGUGCUUUGGGAUUUGAAUCUAUGGCCAAGUGGGGAAAUGAGGAUUAUGGAAAAGAUCAGCAGUACCUGUGUGUCACUUUAUAUGCACGCACACAAAAUCUCUAUGUUUAGAAAUGUAAAACCUGGUACAUGAAGAAGUAUCAGAUAAAUUAUAUUGGAAGUUAAAUGUGGAUUAUUUGGAAAGAGACAGGAAGAUGUCUCUUAACUAAUAUAUAAAUGUAAUGCCUGUGUCUUAUAGUUUGGGGUAGGGGAAGUAACAAGGAAGCGAGCUGCCAAACAUUAGAGGACAGCAUUUUGCCUAUUUUGCUUUCAUUACCUACCUGGUUGGGUUGACUCUGAAGCCCAAAUGUCGCCUUAUUCCAGUAAGUAUCUCUAUCAGUUAAGGGAGCAAUCUGACUCACACUGGCGUGCCAGCUGAAGGGCCUCAGAAAGCUAAGUCCUGCUCUGCCAGUAGAGAUGGAAGUAGGCUAGCAGGUCAACAUCCCACUAGAUGUCCUCUGGCCCACAUGUGGAAAGCUCUGCUGGAAUAGGAGUUCCCAUUGGUGGAGCAGGGAGAAACAGUAUGCAUCUGAGGUGGGAACAGAGUUGUCACAUCCUAAGCCUCUUUGUUCCCUUGAUAUACCUCUGGAACUAAGGUGCUAGGGUAGUUAAUUCCCUGCUCACAGUGAGGUGGCUGGGAGAGGAUGUGGCUGUUACUCUGCCAGCAGAUCUUCUCCUUUCACCUUAGUCGAUGUAAGGUAGGAUUUAUCUGUUCAUUGGAUCUCAUUGCUAUCACCACUGUGUAUGAUAUCUUCAGCCCAGGGAUGGGGAAAAUCUUGGCGGAAUUGUAAUCGUGUCUACUAAAAAGUACUGUAUUUUUUGCUCUACAAGACGCACCAGACCACAAGACGCACCUAGUUUUUGGAGGAGGAAAACAAAAAAAAUAUUCUGAAUCUCAGAAGCCAGAACAGCAAGAGGGAUCGCUGCGCAGUGAAAGCAGCAAUCCCUCUUGCUGUUCUGGCUUCUGGGAUAGCUGUGCAGCCUGCAUUUGCUCCAUAAGACGCACGCACAUUUCCCCUUACUUUUUAGGAGGGAAAAAGUGAGUCUUAUAGAGCAAAAAAUGCGGUAGGUCCUACUGAGUUCAGUGGGGCUUACUCCUAGUUAGGCAUGCUUAGGAUUGAGGUCAUAAACAGGUUGACAGAUUAACAGUGUAAUCCUAUGCAUGUUUAGUUGGAAGUAAAUCCCACUGUAUUCAUUUGGGUUUAGGAUUGUACCUUCUUAUGCAUUUUGUUAUGCCUCUUUUAUUCAGUCUCCUAAUUGCCUACUCAUUCUCAACUUCAACCACUAGUCAGGAAAGGUAGGAAGAUUAGCUUGCAUAUGUCAGUAUAUCUGACAGUUAUCUGUUAGUUAGCAAGUGUGUGUAUAUGUGUGAAAAUUUGCUUGUUGAGCAUUUGAACAAAGAGCAUUGGAAGAAAACUGAUAGGGACUCUUGUAUGUUAUACGCAAAUGUGUCGUCUUCAUUUUAGGAUAUUUUAAGGUAAUCACAAAUGAAACAUUGACAUGUACAACUGCUUAGAUCAAGCAAGUUAGCAUGACAGCAGUUAAAUGUAAUGCUUUGUACCUGCUGUGUGUACAUUUGGCAGGGCAAACCAACUGUUGCAGAACUGUCAUCUGAUAGUUUCAUUGGUCACGUAACUACAUAAUGUGCAGGCACAGGGUUAUUAUGGUCUGAUAGCACACGAUUCUGCAAACUUUCUGAGGUUGAGCAAGCCACUGCCUUUUCAAUUUCUGGAUGGGAUGCUGCCUAUGAACUUAAUACUUGAGAGCUCUGUGUACACUUCCUUGAGCUCUGUGGAAGAAAGGUAGGAUAUAAAUGUAAUAAAUACGUAUAUGUUGAGCAAACUAGCCUUCUUCUCCCGGUGGAGAACGGGCACAGCGGCUCACCACCUGUGGUUCUCUAGUUGAUGCUGCACUACAUUACUGAUGAUUGGCCAUGCUGUCUGGAACUUACGGGACCUAUAACCCUACAGGUGCCACAGCUGUGCUUCAGGUUUUUAAUCCACAGCUAAAGCAAAGUCUUAAGUACCAUUUGCUGCAUCUGGUUCCAUUCAGUGUCAUUAUCAUUGUCUCUUCCAGCUACCCACCUGCAGUUUUAAUUUAGAUUGUAUGCUCCUUGGAUCAGGGACUUGUCGCUCCACUCUUUUACUGCUCCUUAAAUUAUGUAUAGAUGACUUACAAAUCUAUACAAAUAAUAAUGGGUGUGAUGUGUGUAAUAUUUGCACAUCUGCUUGCUACCCUGUAUCAUCUUAAGUACAGAUGUGCUUCUGCUUCCUCUCCCUAAUACAAGCCCUUAUUAUCCCAGGUAAACUUCUAAAGUUUCUUAAUUUUCACCCUUCCAGUUGGUUCUGCAUGCUCAUGGGUUAGUCUCUCGUCAUAGUAUCCCCGCUCCCUGUUCUGAGUACUUCCACAUCUGGGUCCCUGUUGGCUUCUUAGGGCUUGGGCAGUGCUGUUCCUUUCUCUAAAUCUUCCUUGGUUUUUGUAAGUAGCUUGUAACCUUUUAGCUGAGAGGUAAGAUUUUCAUACUUGUAACCGUAGGCACCUUUCUGAAUGAGUUCCUUAACCCAUAGGUCUCUUCCCUAAUCUUGCCGUCAAACCCAUCAGAUCCAAUUUUCCUAUUGCCAAACAAUCCUUCUGGUUCAGAAUGUGCCAAGCUUUCACGUAAUCAGUGCUUAUAUUAUCUUUUGCAGUUCCCUGGCUAUUGGAACCAGAACUGGGUACAGGCUUUUUUCCUUGAGUUCUGUGGAGCAGCUGGAUCAGGUCCAUGAAAGCAGUAAGUCCAUUCUGUUUUGAUACAACAAAAUAUUGGCUGAUGACAGGCAUUAUCCUGCAUUACAGCACUUUAAUCUGCCUCAAUGGAGCAAUUCCAUUUUAUCAUUCCUGCUAGAAAACAGAUGGCAUAUCUUGGCUGCGGCCUUGCUUGUGUUCAAACUGCACUAGAUGCAGCUGCGUUAAAGGGACAGUUGCCCACAAAGACAGCAUAAAACAGUGGUGGAGAUUCUUGUUUUGGACACCAGUAUGAAUCUAAAGCAGUCUUGAGCCUAUUUGCAUUAGUAGUUCAGUCCCAAUCAUUCUGCUGUGAGUUGGAGCAAAUUAAAUGCACAGCUGUGCAAUCUUCACUGACUUGUGGGGAUCGAGCCAACGUUUUAAAAUAUCCAGAGCUGUAUCUCCAGAGUAAAAAGGCGUGAUCACUACUGGGAAAACGCAGUUGUGCGGUGCAGUAAAGAGUCUGAGAAUUUAGGGGGGGGGAGGAGCUUCAAUGUGAAACAAUGACCUUUCUAUUCCUAAAGGUAGCCCAGCUGGCCCGCAGUAACUUAUGUGAAGUCCAGAUAGCUCAGUUGGUUAGACCAUGGUGCUGAUAAUGCCAAGGUUGCGAGUUUGCUCCCCAUAUGGGACAGCUGCAUAUUCUUGCUAUUGCAGGGGGUUAGACUAGAUGAUCCUCAGGGCCCCUUCCAACUCUACAAUUCUCUGAUUCUAUGUUACAUGCAGAUCCAGAAUGUGAUCUUCGUGGGUCUCUUGAAAUGCUUCCCUAGCUCUUCCAUAAGUGAUGCUGUUGAGCUGCUUUUUAAAAAAAAAUGAUCAGUGUGAUUUGAACUAAUAUUUCAGUGACCCAACCAAAAGUGCAGGGAUCAAUCACAGGGAUAUCCCGCAUGGAAUCUCCCCCGCUGCCACCCUGCAAAUAGAUUGCCAUGCUCAGGGUAUUCAGGGUUGACCUGCCCCUUCGCCCCGUUUGGUUCAUCAUAGGUGACAGCAGAGAACUGGCUACAAAACAUGCCACUGAAGCUCAAGACCAGCCUUUUGUCAAGCAUCCUCUCCUUGAAAGCCUUCAAAUAAGAGACUCUUGUUGUCACCUCAACUCUGCCUCCACCAACCCAAUGUUGAGUGAUAUAGAUGGGACAGUUUCCUUCUUUUUAACCCAAGCCUAUCAUUCUGUAGUUCAAACCCGUUGCCUUUUCUGCUGUCCUUUGGUGUAUGGCUGGUUCCCCUCUUGCUGAUGGUAGGCAUGAUCAAGUGGCUUUAUCACUUUAAUAUCAAUGGAAAUUAUAUAAGUGCUGAAAUGAAUGACUUAAAAAUGUUUACCCUUGGCUGGAUCAGGUGUUUUCCUCCAUAUAUUUCAAAAUUGCCCACACAUUUUUGCUUAAUCUUGCUGCCCCUGCCCCCCGCAACCUUCAAGCCUCCUUUGCUCACAGUUCAGUAUUUCCAUGAGGUCAUCGUAGAGAGGAGUAAAGCUGUGUUUUCAGGCACGUGGAAUAUUAUGUUCCCAUUAACAGCCUAAAGUGGCCUUUGCUUUGUAUGCCACAGAACCACAUUCUUUUUGAAGAGCUCGUAGUCUCGGGCAUGGUUCGGGCUGCAAACGCGGCAGGGAAAUGAUUUUAUAAAGCAUACUUAGAAGUGCUUAAACAAGAUUAGAAAUUCGAAAAACAAAGGGGCAAAGAUCAGCUUUCCAUUUAAAUGAAAUACACAUCCUGCGCUGUGGUUGCUGUCAUUAGCGUUUCACUUUAAAUAACUCUUUUUAAAAAGGCUUCCAUUUGGCUGCAUGCUCUUAUGCAACUUAGCAACACAAAGAUAUACAUUUGUCAGCCAAGGUCUGCCCAGUUAUUGCAGGUCAGUUUAAAACUAUGCUGAACUGUGUCCUUGGGUAGCACACUGUGACCAGAUUGUGACAAUGUACUUCAGGGCAACCUGACCUGCCAGUUUUUUUGUGGUUUUUUUGAGCCACAAGUAAAUCAUUCAGCUGCACCUUCCACAACACUGCUGAAAUCCCAUCUCUCCUGUCCUUUCCUGCAGUCACAAAUACGGUUGAUGAUAAUUUUUCUCUUCAGCUGUUUUUUUUUAACUUUGCAUAUAGGAAGAUCCAUAUUUCUACCACUUUCAGUUAUAACCUGACCCUAUGCAUACGUAAAGGUAAAGGUACCCCUGACCAUUAGGUCCAGUCGCGGACAACUCUGGGGUUGCGGCGCUCAUUUCGCUCUAUAGGCCGAGGGAGCUGCCGUUUGUCCGCAGACAGCUUCCGGGUCAUGUGGCCAGCAUGACUAAGCUGCUUCUGGCGAAUCAGAGCAGCACACGGAGACACCGUUUACCUUCCCACCGGAACGGUACCUAUUUAUCUACUUGCACUUUGACGUGCUUUCGAACUGCUAGGUGGGCAGGAGAUGGGACUGAACAACGGGAGCUCACUCCAUCGCGGGGAUUCGAACCACUGACCUUCUGAUCGGCAAGCCCUAGGCUCUGUGGUUUAGACCACAGCGCCACCCACACCCUUAUGCGUACUUACGUGGAUGUAAAUCUCACUGUGUUCAGUGGAUCCUACUCUCAAUUACAUUAUUUAGAUAAUUAAGUAGGUAUAGAUUGCAUGCAUGUAUUGUAUGUCUCCAUAAUGGCUGCCAUUGGAUGCCAGAGUAAACCAUGGUUUAAUGUUUUGAGAAAAAGCCUGUGUGACUCUUGGGCUCAUGUACAAACACCCUCCCCUUCUCUGGUGUGACUGUAAAGAGGAGAUGGGAAACUUCCAAUUUAGAUUUACUUCAAUUAAAUGUGUUGUCUGUGAUUAGACUGGGUAAACUUAAUUACUGCUAGCAGAAUCAAGCCAGCUUCAUGAACUAUGGUUUGAAGUUGACUUGUUUCCAUUAACAAUAGUUAAGGUUAAUCUGUUCAUGUGUAGGUUUGGACCACGUAGCAAGCUGCAGUUAAUCUAAAACGGAAGCGAAAGGGUUGUGGCCUCGUUGGAGAAGGAGAAGGAAGCGCAUGCACCUGAGGCUCACUGCACUUCAUUUUUGUAAUGCUAAACCAUGGUUUAGCACUAUGUCCAAAGCAGCCUAUUGUUAUUCCAGUGGAAGUGUAGGCAGGGAGAUCUACAGAAAUAUCUAAAUUUCCUUUUAAGGCCAUCCAGGCCUUAAUACAAUACAAAAAAAUAAAGUAAACAGAAUAUUGUAAAAGGACAACAUAAAUUUCACACAAAUAGAGCAGCAGCAGCAGCAAUAAAAAUCCAAUUCAAAGUACCUCCGCCUUCCCCCAAAGCCUGAGCAAGGAGGCUACAAGUUGUGUGAAGAUGUCCUUUCUUUUAUCUGUCCUGAAUCUUCCAUCAUUCAGCUUCAUUGGAUUACCCCAAGUUCUAUUAUUAUAAGGGAUGGUGAAACCCCUCUAUCUACUUCCUCCUUUUUGUCUAGUCUAUCUCUGUAUGGUGGGAAACUCCUGCUGCAAAUACCACAGACAACCCAAGUAGAUUACAUUAGGGUCCGUGGCUGGGAUCCCAUUGUUUAAAACCGGAGAUCUUUUUGCAUUCUGAAAUUCUUUUAUGGUGUCCCGCAACAUUUCUGUUGCAUUAGCUGGCAAGCAGACAUUUGAACUCACACAGUCUAAGAUUGUAAAAAAAAACAAAAAACCCUGCUUGUUUGGCUCAUGCGACUAAACAGCUGUUAGCAAAGAUAGCUUGGGUGCAGGUUGACUUUGGGACUGGGGCCAGGAAGAGAACUUUAUAAUCUAAUACUGUGUCCACUGGCCUAGAAACUUUCCCCUUUUCAGCCUUCCUUCAGGAAGGACGGGUCAUCCCUUCCAACUGUGGCUGUCAAACAGGGAAGGGAUGAGAUUAUGUACAUCUUGUCCCUUCCGUCUGGAAACCCAUUUUGUUUCCUCCCACUCGACAGAGCCUUGUAUCUCCAGGGAGGUUGUCUUAUUUUGUCAGCUUGGGCAAUUCACAUUUCCCCUUUUUGUUGGGGUGCAUGUCCCCUAAGCUAGGGGGGAGGAAAAAAAGUAUUAUUAGAGCUUAUUAUACCACACACCCCUCUCAUAGUAGGAGAACUGGCUUCUCAAGUUAGCAUCAUACAGAUACUGUAAAAGAAGCUGAUUGUAAAUUCCUUCUGGAGAUGAGCCAUUUGCCUCUGACUUCCCUAUCCCUGAAUGUGACCUAUGCAAAGUUCCGACAGCGGAGGCUAAUCUUUGGAAAACAGUUGAUGACUCAGCAUUUUGCCCUUUUGCAUAUAUGAUUCUCCUCCUCUUAGCAAGAGCUUUUCCAUCUCUUUUCAUUUCACCCCACAGAUGAAAUCCCGGAUGUUUACAUCGUAGAGCGCCUCUUCUCCAGCAGCCUGGUGGUGGUGGUGAGUCGCACAAAGCCUCGGCAGAUGAAUGUCUACCAUUUCAAGAAAGGGACCGAAAUCUGUAACUACAGUUACUCUAGCAAUAUCCUCUCUGUCCGGCUCAAUCGGCAGGUAAGAGAUUAGGGACUUUGCUCACUCUCAAGUCAUAAAGAUGUGUGAUUUGAAUUUUCUUGCUCGUACUGUUUGUGUCUUAGUCUUGCUACAUCCCUUUCAGAAGAACUAUUCCUCUUGGAUUGCAAGUAGUUAUCCAUCUCCCCCCCCCCCCCAAUAAAGUACUCCUUUUAACUCCGGGUCGGGGAACAUUGCCGGACUCCAAGCCUCACCAUCCCUUGCCAUUUGCAGUCUACCCAUCUUCUUUACAUUGCAGCAUCAUUGCAUGAUUUAGGAAGCAGGAACUGCCUUAGCCCAGCCUGGCUCUGGUUCUUACUUUAUAAAACCUUCAUAAGAUCAAAGUUUGUUUCUCUGUGCGUGUGCUGUUAUUUUUCUUGAUUGGACUCCUUAGUGGAAAACCUUAGUUUUGAAAAUGGAAGAAUCGUUUUCAAUGGAGCUGCUGGGUUCCAGCACAGUUAUUAGUUGCACAUGUUGGCAAAGCUAUAUUUUGGUUUCCAAGUGGUGAGAGGUUUUGACUGGUGGGAAGAACUAACCACCCCCCACCCCUGAAAUGUGAAUAUAGCAGAUUCCUUUGGAGCAGAGGUUCUGCUACUAAUCCUUGUUGGGUUGCAUCUUGGCCACUGGUUGUCAGCAGUGUAGCUCCUGGCUUUUGACAAAGUGUCUCAGGAUUCAUGAGUGAGGGAUUGAGGCUUCUCUAUUGCCCUGGCUAGAAGUGCAGAGUGAUUCAGCUUACACCUGUAUGUGCUGACAUUGCAUUCAGCGGUGGUUGUGCUGUAGAACAUCAAGGAACUGUCUUGCUGUAAGGGACUGAAGGCUUACUUAAAACCAGUGUUUCAAACAGUGGCUAACCAGAAGCCUCUAGGAAGUUCGCAAGCAGGGCAUAAAGAUGGUGGUCUUUCACUGUUUGUCCUGAACAUCUGGUAACCUCAGGUAUACUUUGAACAUGGAGGUUCCAUUUAUCAAUCAUGCUAUUGAUGGAUCCAGCUUCAAUGAGCUUUAUCCUUUCUAAAUCUAGCUUGUAGCCAUCACCAAAUUGGUUAAUAAUAUGUUACAUGUACUUCCUUCUGUCUGAAUCUCCUGCCAAAGAUGCUCACUCUGUGACUGUAAGAGGAAAAUGUCUCUAUUCACUCCCUCCAUGCUACAUUGAAUUUUAUGAAUAUUAUGCCUUGCUCUCUCGGUUGUCUUCUCACCCACCCUGUCGGCCCUAAAUUGAAAAGCCUCGAAUUUAUUAGCAUUUCCUAACGGGAAAGGUACUCCACUACGUUGAUUCCUAUUGUCCAAAACAAACAUCCUUACUUAAACAUGCAUAUGUAUGUGCAGGUCACAGUUCUGAAGUAAUGGCUGGUUUCUUGUGAAUUUGAAUCAGAGCCUUACUUGAACCUGUUAAUUAGCUUGCAGGUGUAAGAGCACCAGGGAUCAGGGCCUCCUUCCACAUCAGUGGUGUUGUGUCACCAGUAAAAUAGAUCCUGGGCUGGGUGUCAACACAGGAGAUUUGUUUUGAACUCUUUGUGCUGUUCACAGCCCUCAGUGGUCACUGCACACUCUGUGCUAUGUACACUUGUGUGUACAUAUUUGCUCAGCCCCCGCCCCCUUUAAAGAAAGGUACACUGCAAUUGCAACAGGUGUGUGAAGGGUUCGUGGCAGAGACAAAAAGAAAGGUUAAAGUGCUCAUCCUGAAGAGGAAAUGAAUGUAAGAUAAAGAUUUGUUUUUAGGAGUUAACAGCAGGCUUUAAAAGACAAAACAGGUAGUUGAGGACUUUGCUUUUAUAGGCAGUUGCGAAAGCUAUGUAAUUAUAAUUCUAAGUUAGAAAAUUCAAAGCUGGCAGCUAUCAUUAAAGAUGUCACGUUGGACUGCAGAAGAGGAAACUUUCCAAAAAUGAAGGAGUUGGUGCAGAGGAAGCUGAAAGGGAAAGUCAAGAGUCAAAUUUCUUCAAAACACUUAGGAGUGGUUUAAAAACUCAAUGCUAGAAGCUCGGCUACCAUGUAUGCCACAGUUCAUGAAAGUCGCCACCAGGUUUUCAGCUUCCAUGGUCAGUAACAGUAUGCACCUCUAAAUAGCAGUUGUGCUCAGCUUCCGUUUGCGAGCUUUCCAUGAGUAUUUGGUUGGUCACUGUGAGAACAGAGUGCUGGACCAGAUGGGCUUGAUCCUACAGGGCUUAUCUUAUGAUUGCCAGGGAAUAUCUUCAACUAUAGGCAUGAUGCAAACUCUUCGGUUUUCCUAGCAUUAAGUAUGAGGUGCAUGGAAAUGCCAGGGAUUUUCUGUCUGGAAGGCAUUACCGAAAUGACUCAGUGUGACCACUUGGCAAUGCUAUGCUUGGGAUUCUGUAGCUAGAAAGGGCAUAGCAGAUUCUAUAUUCUCAAAAAUCAGAGAAGCCUUGGCUUCAAGUAGCAAAGGCUAUUCCUCAAGUUAAAAAAAGAAAGAAAUCAAGGUAAGUUUUUAAUUCUAAAAUCCUGGUUUCAAAUAAAUGAUCAACACCUGUGAUGAAGUUCUUAUUAGUUUCUGGGGCCUCGGAGCUUCUGGUCAUACACUGGCAUUAUUUUGGGUGCUCAAUUUCCCCGUUUUUAAAAUACCUGCGACAUAAAUAACCCCUUCAGAGCACAGGCACAGUUUUCAUUGGCAAAAGCUGAUUGGCCAACAACAGUCUAGACUCCAUCUUUAAUCUUGGUUGAUGCCAGAUACAGGAGCAACUUGUCAUUGAUGAGGUCUUGCUGCUGUUUCCAAGGUCCAAGGCUGUUUCCUCAAAGAAACAAGACCUUUUUGUUUGCACUCUGGGAAUAUGUUAUCAUUGUCUUCUUCCCUCCUGUUCAGUGGCUGUGCGCUGCAAUCUUAUGCGUGGCCCAUCAGAUGUAGCUGCCAUUGAAUCCCCAAGUAAGUGUAGGAUUUCAAACUUAGUGUUGGUGGUUGCCGCUGCUGGAGGUGUGGAUGGGAGCAUAACUUUCCAGCCAGUCUGAUAAUGGUUAAUGCUGUGCACAUUAUCUUGACACCUGGAAGAAUAUGACAGCUAAAGCACUUUGUGUCUCUACAAACGUAAGCCCAAUUGACUUACUCUCCGGUAAGUGAGCCUAGGAUUGCAGCCUGAACCAUCAUCAUCAUUGAUAAAUGCUAGGUGCUGUAUCCGGGUUAUCUCAAGCUCAUGUUUUGAAAUACGAAAUGCUUGUUUGGAGGUUCUAGCAGGGGAGCGCAGCUAUCGUAUACCCUUGACCGAAGAACGGUACACUCCUUGGUCGUCCUCUUCCACCGAGCACGCAGCUUCGGGAGGGACGCACAUGGAGCGGUGAGGGAGGAAGGGGACACCCGCCUAGCCAGCCAGAUCAGCCGAAUCAACCCUGGCGAUCAGUGGGGUGACAGAUGUCGCAGCCAGAUCGCCCUCACAUCCUCACAGAUCUACCCACCCGGGAAGAAUGGCAGAUGAAGGUGAUGGACUACAUGGAACUGGCGGAAAUGACUGGCAGAAUCCGAGACCAGGGAGAAGAGUCGGUGGAAGAAGAUUGGAAGAAAUUUAAAGUUUAUUUACAGAAACAUUGUAAAAUUAAGGAAUGUUAGAAGGAUGUUGGAAUGAAGUAAUGUGGUUUUAGCAGAAAUGCUAUAAAGGAUUAAGAAAAAACAGAUUGUUAAAUGGUGAAAGGAGGGAAAGUAAAGUUACAUUAUAUUAAGAUAAAAUAUAGGACAAAAACUGGAAAAGAUGGAAAGGACUUGCUGAAAUAGCUAACUGAACUAGAAUACAAAACAGGGAGGUGUGAGGAGGUCAAGGAAACAAGCAAAUGAAAGAUAAGUUAUGGGAAGGUUCAUUGUAUUUUUUCCCCAUUUUUUUAUUUAACUGUUUUUAUCUUUUUAGUCUUUUUUUCUUCUUCUUUUCCUUAUUGUGAUGUAAUGUUCUGUUUUUGCUUAAUAUGCUGUUUUCUAUUUUUUCUUUUUGUAACCUUUUAAAUCUUAAUAAAUAUUAUUUUUUUAAAAAAUGAAAUACGAAAUGCUAUCUUUCAGCUUGUAGGACACACACUAAAAUGUAACGUUUAAAUAAGCUCUGGUACCCUUACUGAAGUUUCUUCUAAUUCCACCUUUUUGAGUGGAUGUGAUUUUAGGGGAAUGCUAUUUAUUCCAGGUAGAGGGCCAUUCAGGCAGAUGUAAUAGAGAGUUGUACCUUAGCUUUUGGAAUACGCUACUGUUUUAUUGCUGGAAGAUUUGAAAAAAAAGAGGUGAAAUGUAAUCUGUUUUAAGCUGACAGAUCUCCCUCUGCCACUUCGCUUCUAUAUCUUCCUAUAGUGCAAACAGUAGUUUAUCUUAGUGAUUAAGAUAAUUUUUCUUGACCAAACCAAGUUCAGCAUAGAUCAUAUCUCUUUCUGUUUGUUGUGAACACCUGAUGCCUUUUCUCCCAAGUAGAUAGUCCGAGCCGGUCUGUGAACCUUCCCAGUGCAACUGGCAUGUGCUGAUGGAAUGUUUUGAGGCCUAUCUUAUUCCUAAGCAACAACUUGUGCUUUUUUUUUUGUAUUUGCAGAGACUAAUUGUUUGCUUGGAGGAAUCUAUUUAUAUCCAUAACAUUAAGGACAUGAAGCUUCUGAAAACGAUCUUGGACACCCCUCCAAACACAACAGGUAAGGGAAUAAGCCUAGCUUUCUGUGGGGGGUGGACUUAGCACAGCUAGUCUGUAAACUCAUUGCAGGUAUCCCUAUGUCACUGGUAUGCUGUGUCAAAAAGCCCGAUGGGGUGCAUUCAUUCAAUGGAAAGGCUUUCUCUCACCUUUCUAACACCCUAAGGAAAGUCCUUUUGUAGCUCUCUGCUUCUUGGGGGUAGCUUUGUUGCUUCAUUCAGCAGUAGUAACUGAUAACCAGUUUAAAUUGGGGCAAAAGGACCUGUGGUUUUCCUUGUGCUGUGAUGGUUGCAGGGUUAAUAAAAAAAACAAGUACACGUUUCUGGGUGAUUGUGAAAUUAUCCUUUCAAGUGAAUAUGCCCUUCUUUAAGCAGCCAAAUGGAGAGUGACACUUCCUUCACUCCUCAGGGAUUAUGUAGGAAGGUUGUAAGUGAAUGCUCAGUUGGACUAAAAGAGCCCUGGGGCCAGACCGGUGCCUGCCAGGUGAUUUAGACUGCAGCUGCCGUCGGUGCUGGAGUUGUAGUCCAGACCUGGGCUGUGAUUUUGUUGCAGCAUCUGAAGGAGAUUCUUGUUUACAGCAUCUGGAGUUGCUGUGCAUCAGGCUGCUUGGUUGACCUUGGGAAAGGAAUAUCUUGACAGUGUUCAGUUCUCAGUUGGAGGCAUUAGUUAGAUUUGCACUGAUCUAACAACAUCAGGAGAGGGAGCUGGAAUGGGUUUAAGCGAACAAAAUGUUUAGUUUGGUUUAGUCCAUGCAAUGGUAAGAAGAGUGAAGUACCUCUGGCGGAUGAGGUUAAUGGGAUUUUUCCUACUCAUCUACUUGGGUGUCUUGUUAUAGAGGCAUGUGACUGUUAAAAAGAUGUGGCAGGGGUUGUACAUACACUGUGCCAAAAAAUAAAAUAAAAUCCAACCCCCCCCCCAACACAUUAAUUUCCUGUGAAGAAAAUCCAGCUACUGCAAUUGGAAUAAAUGAAAAACAAUUUGCAUGGCAUACCUUUGCUUACCUUGGAGUAUCUUGUUCUACUUUCAAUAUGAAACUUUUCAAACAACUUGAAUUGUGUGUUUAGCAAGGGAGGGCGCUAUGGAGAAGACUUGGGAAAAGAGAGGACUGUUGGAGCAAGGGAAAAGUAACCAGUGGUAGAGAAGAAACUGCCUGAUACCAGGUCAGGCUAAUUGUCCCACAAGACCAGUAUUGUCUACUGUCUUUCCCAUCAUCUGAUAAGUGUGGAGCAAAGAGCUCUUGGGGACACUGAAACUAACUUUCAGCCAGUGGAAGUUUUGCUGUUGGUUCCUCUUAAUGCCACCCAUUCGUGUCUAGAUGCUGAGAUUUCAUUAUGCAUUCCUCGCUCGGCGUGUUUCCCAUACUCUUUCCUCACUCUCCUUGCACUGGGUAACAGAGCAAGAAACUUUGAGUACUUAAUUUGGGGGACAUAAUGCUGGUUCACACACUUGCCUAGCUGUAGACUACGUGAGACUCCAUACAGAAAAGCCCCCUCCCCUGAGGCAAUGCGUAAUUCCUGCACAGUGCAUAUACACCCAUAUGGUACAUUCCUAAUUUGUGCUGUUUCACUUCACCUUUUGUGAAGUCCAGUAUGAAUGGACACUGUGUGUAGUGCCACACUGCGUAUUGUCUCACACCUAUGGUGGUUGGGUGGGUGAUGUGUACCUGCUUUUCCAGCACGUACACUGUAUUUUCAGCUACCUGGCUGUGUGUGUGAGCCAGACCGCGGGAAGCUGAGUUUUGCAGGAGAUCGCGGCAGUAUAACUGACGGCUGUCAAAGUCACUGCUGGCCAUUCUGUAUUCUGUUGCGAUGGUUGUAGUCAUCAACAAGCUCCUGGGCCUUCCAAGGCUUUGCAGCCCUCAAAUUGCUGCAAAGCCUUAGAGUUAGGAAACCUGCCCUUUUGCUUCAUCGCUUUAAGCAGCAGCCUUAGCCGGAACAUUUCUGGAGAGGACUGACCACAAUUUGAGCUGCAGCUGACUUUGACAAAAAGCCGCAAGGGAGAGGAAAUGGCAACAGCACCGUCUCCUCCCCUCGACCUGCCACCGUGCCUUUCUGUUCCUGCUCAUCUGCUUUGCUUUUGGCAGGAAGCAAGUUUGGCACUUGAUCCCAGCGAAUGACAAUCUGUUUGACACCUUCCAUGUACACAGCACACUUAAAGAACAAAAGAAGACUCCCAUGGGAACUAGAAUAGAAGAUGGGUUAUGCCCCUGCAUCAAUUGCCAGCAAACUAGAUUUUUUUUCAUUACUGUAUCUUUCCUCCCCCCCCCCCCCAAGGAAUUCCAUGGAGAAUAGGUGGUUCUCUUCUGCCCCCCUCAGAAUGAAGUUAGAAUGUAAGAAGAGCCCUGCUAGAUCAAACCAAAGCCAGAGACCCCUUUCCUAGGCUGUCCCUGCCAACUCUUAUCCCAUCAGCGUGCAGGUGAGGUUGGGGUUUUGUGUCCCAGAAUAGAUCCAUUUACAUUUGCUUCCUAUGAACCCCAUCUUCCAUUUUAAUGUCCAUUUCCCCAGCUUGGAGGAAUCCUUUUUGAGCUCUGUGCUGUUCUUUUUUUUUUUUUUUUGCUCCCCUAAAUGUGUCAUCAGCAAAGUUGAUCAACUCACUGCUCACCCCUAAACUCCACAUCAUUUAUGAACAAGUUAUAAAGCACUGAAGUUGGUUAGGCUGAGGUAUAGAGACGGGUCCAAGGUCACCCAGGGGAACAUCAUGGCUGAGAGGGGAUUUGAAGUCCUACUGAAGAAACACGUGAGGAGGGAGUGUGCUUCCCGUUGGGCAGCAUUGGUAGAGGAAGAUCACGUUCUGGGUAACCCAGAAUGAAGAUGGUGUAUUUUGGGGGCCCCUGCAAGGACAGCCAGACAGGGUCAUUUUGUUGGGCAUCUGAGACGAGCUAGAUAAAGUAGUGCCUUCCCCAAUGCUUCCAGCCUUGACUCAGUGGAUUUCCCCACUAUUUUAGGGUGGGAUUCAGUUGCAAACUGGCAAAUUCAGGUUGCAUAAUUAAUUUUGAUUUGGUGCUCUUGCACAGCAAGCCUGUGUCUCCAGACAGGUUGGACUUCUGGAGAUGAUGGGGAAUUGUGGGAUAACAGUUUCUUGAUGGAGUGUCGUAUAACUUCCCUGCAAUCAAAGGGGAAUGAAUGUUCAGUGAAUAACUGGUGUUGCUGAGAAACAGGUCCUUAGGAAGCAACCAGUGAUGCAGUUCACAUGUAGCCAAUAAAUGCCUGGUUGGUUCCUUGGGAAGUCACUCUUGGACUCCAGAUUGACCUCAUUCUGGCUCUUAACAGAUGGCCUCUCAUGGAGAUUAAACCCAUUGAAAGCUUUGGAUGUGAUUAUAUUUUUAAAAUCCUCCACUACAGCUCCCAAAGGCAUAAACAUCCACUGGCCUGGGGCUUUGAAACAAGACAGCAGUUCAUUUAAGGUUCAAAAUUAUUGAAAGAAGUUAAUUAUGCUUUGCCAAAGAGGCUCCAGCAUGAUCAUGUUUGUUUUCAUUGCUUUUUUUCUUUUACUGAAGUCUCUAAGUAAAAUCUAUAGGCCUUACUCCCAAAUGCCUCUGUAUUAGUUGCCGCUGAAAGGCUCUGCAGACAGGGAGACAACUCUAUUCCUUUUAUCACUGAUAGCGUUGUGACAUUAAACCCAUGGGCUGGCAUUGUUGUGGAUUUUUUUAAGCUUUAUAUAGAUAUGGAAGAGUGGUGAAUUUAAUUCACAUGGGUGGAAGAAUUGAAAGAGCAAAAGUGUGGGCUCCCAGAGACGAUAUAAUGGCUCCUUUGCUACACCCUAGUGUUCUGUUGCUGCACUAACCCAAGCCUUUUUUGCUUUAGGAUCUCUUCCAAAGCUAGCCUUGUGUUAAAUAAUUUUAACAAUAAUUUAAUAAUAAUAAUUUUAUUAUUUAUUAUUUUACAAGCUGUAAACUGUAGGACAAACCUUGGUUCUAGUUUAUGGUUUGUUUGGAGAAAGCUAAACCACAAACCUGGGUUUUGAUUACACACUAAGCAUAACCGCACUUUUGCUCAGCAUAGCACAGCAGCAAAAGGAUUGGGGCAUAAAUAGCAAAGUGGCUGCGGUUUCUCCAGAAGCCCACACGUUGGCUUGUUCAUGCCAGUCCUUGGUUUGACUUUGUGUUUCUUGCAAACCAGACCUCUAUAUGAGUUUUAGAAACACAAUGAGGAAAUUUGUUUACAGGACCUCUAACCUGUUUUUUUGAGAGCCAGGCUGGAGGUUUUGAGAUAUGUGGAGGUUCACAUUUGUUGUCUUUGCUCUAGAGCAAAAAAAUGAUAAAUUCUAAGUUUGCCAUCUCUUCCUGUGAGUAACUUUAAUGGUGGUAAGGCUGAGAGUUUGAUUCUGUUCUGCUUGUGCCCUGUUGACACACUAGCAAGCCAACUCUGCUCUUGCAAAGGCGACUCUUCCAGUGGGUCUGUUUUUGGAGUAAAUUCCGGUCGCUUCCGGAUGACCUGCUUAAUGAGCAUUCAGCCUGAUUUGUUUGCAGAGAGAUUAGCCAAAGUUGCGUCAAGCAAGUGUUACCCCAGUCUUAUCAGUGCAUUUUCUCAUCCCUUUUUAGAAAAAGUCCAAUAUUUUGGGGAAGCGUGUUUAAUUUUGCCAGAGCUCUAAAUCAGCUUACAUGGCGCAGCCUGAAUCUACGGAGAUGUGAUUGAAUUCCACCCCUAAAUAGUGACCACCUGGAAGAAUCUCCAUGUCUUGUUGUUAGGACUUCUUUAGUUUCCUCUAACUGCACACCUUAUAAGAGCACCCUCUGGCGGUGUAGCUACUUUUUCUUAUUCUGUAAAAGGCUCCAUAUGACAAAUAAUUUGCUUUCAAGCCUGCCACUAAUGCCCUUUUCCAGUUUGCUGCUCCUAGGCCAACUGGGUUUGGUCCUGAAGCCUGUAUCUCCCAGACUUUGGGGGCAGAUUUGCAAUCAGAAUCUUCUGCUGUUACAUGUUUGGCUGCUCCCUCUAGGAGAGAACAUUCUGUAUUGUCCAAGUACAUCCUUACCACUCAUACAUGGGGACAGGACCACUGUGACAUUUAUAAACAUCGGCGAGGGUAUGUUUGCCAAUAGACCUGAAGCUCUGUUCCAGGAAGGUAAAGAAUUGUGUUCUCUCUUUUUUUUAGUGGAGAAAUUGUGCGGUGCUGGACUAAACAGAUUCCUUUGGAAAGCCCCCAGAGUAGUUUUAAGACAGUGUCUUUAGUGAGGAAGGACCAUGGUUCAGUGGUAGUAUAUCUGCUUUGCAUGCAGGAAGUUCCGGGUUCAAUCCUCAGCAUCUCCAGAUAGGACGGGAAAAGUUCCUCUCUGAAACCCCGGAAAGCUUCUACCAGUCCGUAUAGACAAUACUGUGUGACAUGAUACAAGGCAGUUUCCUAUGUUCCUGUGUUCUAUUAAUCCCCCCGCUUUUGUCUACACAAAGUACAGCCCCUCCUCUGAGAUCUCAUGUACAGCAGGUCCUUUGUCUUAAACUGGGCUUGUUUUGCCUGGUGCAAAAUCCCGCCACCCCCCAUUAGUGGCUAGUGUGCAGAGAUGACACCAAAAUAGGCAGAGGGAGGCAACUGACCAUGACCCUCAAACUUUCAAGUUAAUUUAGGUUAGGGAUGCACAAAUACAGAAUUCAUGUUUGGGGUUUGCUGGCCUUUCAAGGGCUCAUGGCCCAGCCAGGUGGAGGAGAUGGGCAGGGUGGGGGGGCAUUCUUUCUUUAGCAUUUGGGGUGCAAGCCCAUGGCCUCUUUAGGGCGGCACAUGCAGUUGAUGCUCCCUCUCUAGAACAGAACAUCUGGCUUAGCCCUGGUUCGGGAGAAGGAUGCUCAUAUGAACUAGUCUCUCUUGUACUUAUUCUGCACCUUUGAAAUAUUUUGCAAGGAAAGUCUGGAGGAUUUUGUUUCUGCCGCUUGUGGAAACUAGUUCUUAGGACAUCCUAGGAAUAAUAAAGAAGGCAGCCAUUCAUCUUUCUUUUUUGCAGCCUUGCACUUAGUCCCUUCAUGAAGUCAACUCUGUAGACCUGAGCUCUUUCCCAGGCCCUUCACAGCUUGUUUUCCUGCUCGGCUGUCCCGGACAAAACCUCUAGCUGGGCCUGCUGACUCACAGCGCUGCUGACUGAGUUUGUUUAGCUUCGGAAUUCUCUCGAUCCUCAGUCAUCUCCAAAGGGCUUCAGGAAAUAGGCUCUGCUGAAUGUUCUUUCUACAGACCACAAGCCCAGAGACUUCCUUUUCAAGAUUUUCCCUGGCAGUUGUCUGGCUUGCAUGCUACAAAAGCCAGUUUCUUUGUGAUGUGGCGCAUCCAGCUCCCUUAAAAUGCAUGCCUUGCAAAUGUGGCACUUAUCUCAGAUGUUCCUUGUUUGGUGUUGGAAUUGUUCUUCGUGAUCUUAGUCAUAUAUACCGACAGAUGCAUUCACCUUAAGCUGCUGCAGUGCUGCAGUAGUAUAGCUGGAGAGGGAUAGCCUACCUAGUGUUAUCUACUCCUUGGAAACCUCUAGAUUGGAUUCCUGCAGUGUGUUGUACGUGGGGUUGCCCUUGAAAACCUGUUUGGAAAAUGCAGAAUUCUCACACUACUCUGUUGCAUAUAGCACCAAUUUUGGCACAGCUGCACUGGCUACCAGUUAGUUUCUGGGAUACAGUCAUACCUCAUGUUAUGUUUGCUUCAUGUUACGUUUUUUCAGGUUGCUUCCCGCGGCGACCUGGAAGUACCGGAAAGGGUUACCUCCGGGUUUCGCUUCUUGCAUGUGCGCAGUAGCGCUAAAUCGCGCUUCGCGCAGUAGCACCAAAUCACGUGGCACACCUGCGCAGAUAUGGCACUUCAGGUUGCGGGCUUUUCAUGUUGCGAACGGGCCUCCAGAAUGGAUCCCGUUCGCAACCAGAGGUACCACUGUAAAUUUAAAGUGCUGGUUUGGAACCUAGGAAGCCUAACGUGGCUCAGGACCCCAAUACCUGUCUCUUUCUACGUGAACUAACCCAGACCCGGCAUUUGUCUUCGGAGGCUCUUCUCCAUGUGCCCCUGCAAGGGAGGAGUAGAGGGUGGAGGUUUGAGACCAGGCCUUUUGCAUGGUGGCUCCCCACUUGCAAAACACUGUCCCCCAGGAGACACACCUGGCAUUGUCUGCUUUUAAGUGCCAGACAGAAGCUUUUUUGGAGAGUAAUUAGGUGAGUUUUUAGCUUUUUUUGUGUGCUCCCCAUUUUAGUGUGGGGGGGGGGAGUGUAUUUGUAUUUUUGCAUCCAUAUUUAUGGACAAGUGUUUCAGGUUCUUCUUUUACAGUGGUACCUUGGGUUACAUACGCUUCAGGUUACAUACGCUUCAGGUUACAGACUCCGCUAACCCAGAAAUAGUACUUCGGGUUAAGAACUUUACUUCAGGAUAAGAACAGAAAUCGUGCUCCGGUUGUGUGGCGGCAGCAGGAGGCCCCAAUAGCUAAAGUGCUGCUUCAGGUUAAGAACAGUUUCAGGUUAAGAACAGACCUCCGGAACGAAUUAAGUACUUAACCUGAGGUACCACUGUACUCUUGUUCCUCUGUUUGGUUUUAAUGUUUCUCAUUUCUCUUCUUUCAUUAAAUGCUGAGAUAACUUGGUGUAAAACGCUGCAGGUAAACAUAGGGUGAAAUUCAGCGUUGUGUUCUUCCAGUUGUUUAAUCUGCACAAGUAUUCUAGCUUACCAGACAUAACGAGAAUGCCUCUCCUUCUCUGUGCGCUGUCCUGGGGCUUCGUCCGAGCCAGUUUCAGCGGGAAGAGAUGGGGGAGGGGGGUAGAGAAAGCUCCAUUAUACAAGUGGAAGUCCUUGUCCAGGCCUCCCUCUGACAGGGCUGGUUAGAUGAAUCCCACCCAUAAUAAAUCAUAAAUAUAUGUCUGAUGCAACUGUUAGGCUUUUGCUUGCUAUUUCUCUGUCUGGGGGAAACAUGGCAACUCUGAGUCAUUCUAAACGUCAGGUAACAGCUCGGCUGCUCAACGAUGCCUCCAUUCCCCACUCUGACGAAACUCAAAACCAGGGCGGGUUCACCUUUGGCCCUCCAGAUGUUUUCGGACCACAGCUUCCAUCAUUCCUGAUCAUUGGCCAUGCAGCCUGGGGCAUGAUGGGAGUUGGAGUCUGAAAGGUCCCGGGUUCCCAGUCCCUCUUCAAGAUUUCCUCCGCCAUUUCUUUUCUGCCUUGCGUUCUUUUUCUUUCUUUUUUUGCAGCAGAAGAGAAUCAGGUGGCUGGUGGAUGACAAGGGCCGGAUAAAUAUCGCUGUUAGGAGAUGCUGCCAGAGCUCUCGGUCAUGAUGUCAGACAAUAGCUGUGCCGAGCAGAGGCUUUGCUGCUCUUGGGGUCUUGCCAAGGCAGCAUAGCCUGGCACCAGUGUUUGUCUGAAAAACACACAUGGUCCUAUUUCCUGUCCAAGAGUUGUACACACCAUCUCUUUGGGAUGCCUACAGGCUUUUUAAUAACUCUGAAAAGGCCAUCAAAGGAGGUUCCUGGCGUUUCUUGUAUGUACCUGCUUACAGAUCGUCUCUUCUUGUUGCUGUGAUAUGUCAACAGUGGCUGCAGCAGGCUUAAUAAGGGGCUUCUUGGACCCAGUGAUUCUCAGUGUUUUCGUUACCACAUAGAAUCCUAUUUUGGCAUUGAGCUGUUUUGAAUUAAUAGAUAAUAUUAGACUUCACAUAAAAUUCAUUUUAAAAAAGGAGUAUUGUUCUUUGAAAUGAAGAGCUGGUGGUAAGCCUACUCAUGUCUCCUGAUCUUUCCUUUGUUAUUCCGAAAGUUUUUAGAGCACUUCGAAAUCUCUGUGAUGGAACAAGCAGUACAUAAUGUCAUUUGGGCCUUGUUCUCACUGAGGUGUUAAAUUGCACGUGGCCUGUACCAUUGACUGCAAGAUGAACUGUUUAAUAACAAUAAUAAUGACAACAACCAUUUUAUUUAUAGGCCACCCAUCUGACUGGGUUGCCCCAGCCACUCUGGGAGGCUCUCAGCAAAAUAUUAAAAACACAAGAAAGCAUCAACCUUUAGAAACUUCCCUGAACAGGGCUGCUUUCAGAUGUCUUCUGAAAGUCAAAUGGUUGUUUAUCUGCUCUCUGUGGGGAGGAAAAGAGACUCCUAAGAAUAGCCAGCCUGAAGCACUACUCCCAGACACCCUAGUUAGUUAGAUCUGUCUGCUGGGAAAUUAUUUUCCGCAAUAGAUCUUUCUAUCCUGUGACACACACACGUAAUACAGUUUGAAGUGGGACAUUCAUUCCAGAUGUGGGCUUAUUCACUUGAAUGAGAGCCUGGCCUUUUGUCACUUGCCCUUUCCGAAUAUCGUGACGUGGUGCCUGCCAAGGAGAGGAAGCGGGCUGUGCCACAAGAAAGAGGGCCAGUCUUCCAAGGGGUCGCUUUCCUGACUUCCAGCUUUACAUGCAGAGUUCACUUGAGGACUCUGGGAAGCAGUGUCUGUGGGCUUUUUCUCUCAUCAUUGUAGAGGAAAUGUUUUAUGCUGCGUAUGCGUCUUUCUGCCCUUCUCUGAACCCAUGCUUUCCCAAAGUGGAAUCCCUGGCACCGCCAUGGUGUGUGUGUGUGUUUGUGUCUCUGGUUUGGGAUCCCUUCCCAUUCCUUACAGGCAUUUAAGACUGCAACUCUGUGCUGUUGGCUUUCCUCUACCAGCAUAAAGUGGUUUGGAUGAAAGAAAAUCAGGGUCACCAGUGCACAUGCAUGUGCCUGCAGAGGAUGCAUUUCCUGGUACCCUCAAAGUCACCCCCCUACUAAAAGAAGCAUUCUAUUGCAGACCGUUGAAUAGGGGUGUGUGUAUGAUGGCCGCAACAGUUUAUCAACCAAUUUAUGAAGGCACAUUUGUCAGCCACUGAAGUAUAAUGUCUCCAGCUGGCCAUUAGUGGUCAGUUUGUCUCCCCCUCUGGUUUUUCAGGGAGGGAAACCCCUGGGGGAACUUUUGAAAAGGGACUUGCAUUGUGUCAUCCCUAAUCUGAACCCAUUUUGGGCGGAAGAGAGCCAGUUUGUUUGUUUGCAACCUUUUCCAAAAAUAAAAAAUGACUAGGCAGAUUAAAAAAUGUAGUGAAGAUGCAAUGAUGAUAAGGAAAGACAUUUUCUCUUCUUCUUUACAAGAAAAUGGCAGCCCCUUGGAAAAGCUUGCUGGGGGAUGGCCAGGGCUGUACAGUGGUACCUCGGGUUAAGAACUUAAUUCGUUCUGGAGGUCCGUGCUUAACCUGAAACUGUUCUUAACCUGAAGCACUACUUUAGCUAAUGGGGCCUCCUCCUGCUGCCGCCAUGCUGCCGGCGCACGAUUUCUGUUCUCAUCCUGAAGCAAAGUUCUUAACCUGAGGUACUAUUUCUGGGUUAGCGGAGUCUGUAACCUGAAGCGUCUGUAACUCGAGGUACCACUGUAUAGAGAAGUGUCUGCCUGUCAUCUCUAAUGAUGGGGGAGGUUUAGCAUUGCUAGCCUCCAUUCAGAAAUCUGUGGAGGCAGGGGCAAUAAUGGCAAGGUUGUUCUCACUGUGUGUUAGUGGCAAGUUCUCCAUGUCAUUCCAGGUGCAUGCAAGAUGCUUAGAAGUGGCUGCCUUAGGGGUCAAAGGAGUCAAAGGAAAACCACUUGCGUCUUCCCUGCACAGCAACAAAUGCUCUCCCUGUCCUCCACAUCCAAAGGAACUCAUUGUUUUCCCAUUUUGCACACCACACCAUGAAAAUCGCCCUUGCCAACAGCUUUCUGAAGGAUUCCGGGGCUAUCUCUCUGGUGAUCUCCAAAACAGAAAGGCUGCGCCGUUUUUAAGGGCAUAAUAUGAAGCAAGGGGCUGGUUUGUGUAAAAAAAAAAAGGAGACGGGGAGCGAUUGAGAAUGGGGUGUUUUAUUGACAAAAUAGUCUUUUUGUAUUGUGCAUGGAGCUGUGCCCUCACUUGCCUGCAGGUGUCGCCAGAGUCAGAGAGAUUUCCUGUUGCAGGUGAGGAGUCACCUCAGCCUGCAUCUACAACAGGGGGCAGCAGACUUUUCCAGCAGGGGGCCAGUCCACUGUCCCUCAGACCUUGUGGGGGGCCAGACUAUAUUUUGAAAAAAAAUAUAUGAACGAAUUCCUAUGCCCCACAAAUAACCCAGAGAUGCAUUGUAAAUAAAAGCACACAUUUUACUCAUCUAAAAACACGCUGAUUCCCAGACCGUCUGCGGGCCAGAUCCGGCCCUUGGGCCUUAGUUUGCCUACCCAUGUUCUAGGCCAUGGGUAGGCAAACUAAGGCCCGGGGGCCGGAUCUGGCCCAAUCGCCUUCUAAAUCCGGCCCACGGACGGUCCGGUAAUCAGCAUGUUUUUACAUGAGUAGAAUGUGUGCUUUUAUUUAAAAUGCAUCUCUGGGUUAUUUGUGGGGCAUAGGAAUUUGUUCAUUAUUUUCUUCUUCAAAAUAUAAUCCGCCCCCCCCCCACAAGGUCCGAGGGACAGUAGACAGGCCCCCUGCUGAAAAAGUUUGCUGACCCCUGAUCUAGAAGUGCCAGCAAUGGGACCAGUUGCAUUUUUCCCAGCAGGAAGCUCUCUCCUUCUGCCGCUGUCCAUAAAACACCCUGCCCAUACCAGGAGCUCACCAUCUCUGCCUGACAAUGCAAUUUGUUUCCCUCCACCUCUAGGUUUGUGUGCACUUUCUAUCAACCAUUCCAAUUCCUACUUGGCAUACCCCGGCAGCACGACCGUUGGCGAGAUUGUGCUGUACGACGGAAAUAAUUUGGUAGGUAGAAAGGAAUCUCUCAAUCUGAGCUCUGGGGGCCCAUGUUCUCUGGAACUGUUUCACUUCAACAGGCCCUAAAUAUUCUUUUAAAUCAGGCUCCUGGAGCAUGGGAAACCUACCUUAUACCAAGUCAGACCAAGGGUUUGUGUAGCUCAGGCUUGUCUGCAAUAGCUGGCAGUGUCUUCCCUUUUUUGCCAUUUUUUUUCCUUUUCAGUUUAAAUUAAAUCAAAUUAAUUCAGAUUUAAAAGUUGACUUCCUGUCCCACCCAUAUUUGCCGCUCAAUGUUACAAGUAUUUCCAAAUUGCAUUUUAAAAAACCGUAUGUUUUUAUUUUGAAAUUCAUUUGUAAUUUUCACUUUUACAAAUUUUUCAAAUUCACCAAAAAAACUGCAUUAAUCAUUGACUUCCCCUCCCCCUUUUCAUGGUUUGUUCUAGUUAUCCUCUGCUGCUGCGUAUUCUAGUUACUCCGUAUUAUUUCUUUCCCAUUUUAUCUCAGCUUAAUUUAUACUGCUAGAUUUACUCUAAUCCUGUGAUUCCUCUAAUUACAAAUAUUCUACAAACAAUUUCCAGUCUUCCUUAAAUUCUCUUUCUUCCUGAUCUCUUAUUCUGUUAGUUAGGCUUGCCGUUUCUACAUAUUCCAUCAAUUUUGUAUGCCAUUCCUCCUUCGUUGGUAUCCUUCCCUCCCUCCAUUUUAAAAAAUCUAACAUAUUGUAGCAUUUACCCCCUCAUCUUCAUUUCCCCUUGGCUGCUCUUUUUGACUUCCUGCUAGACCUUUACUUAACUACAGCAUACUCCCAAAUACCAAUAAGAGUUACUCUUCACUUUGUCAGCCCUCAUAAAUCUUUAGUUAUCAAUAAUUGCCCACUGUUUUUCAUGUACAAACGUCUGACUGGUUCCAAGGCAGUGCCUUCAUAGCAUUUCAGAUGGGGCCCUCAGCCAGCUUUUCUUGGUGAUUCUGGUGGUCGAACAAUGCCCGUGGUUGAACCUGCAACCUUCUGCACGCAGAGUAGAUGUUCUGGUACUGAGCUCAUCAGAGCUGCAUGUAUGUGCAUAAUUGAAGUAAAAAUAAAACAAGGGAGACUGACGUCUCGGUGGGCGCUGCCAGACUGAUGCUAUUCUCAGGUGGGGUUGAGUCUCAUCCCAGCAAAUCCAGGUCACACAGCUGUAGUCGACUGGGAGUUCUUGCGCAACGAACCCACUUCCGCCAAAGUCUGGACUUUUUGCAGUAAGGAAAGUGAUGGGGAGAUAGGUGUGACGCUUGCUUUGAUGCAACGCCAUCUGACCUCCAUGCAAACACAUACGGAUGAAAGCUCAACAAGCAGCUUGUCAGGGAGCACCCUGAUUCUCUGUGCCUUGACUAUUCAAGUGCUAUCAUUGGGGGCAUUCUGCGCCCUUAGCCGAUGAAGCCUUAAUUUUGCCAUAGCUAAGGAAGGAGCAUGGAGCUGAUGCUCAUUGGGUAACCUUCCGUCAAUCACCAGCUCUUAGGCUAGCCUACCUCACAGGGCUGUUGUAGGGAUGAAUUGAGGAGGGGGAGAACCAAAUAUGCAACAUUGAGCUCCUUGGGAGGGAAAAUGGGGAUAUAAAUGCAAUAAAUUAUGCAAUUAACGCAAUUAAUAAAAUACUUUUGCUUACAACACUACUAAUCUGUCUACACAUUUUUGAAGAAAAACUGGAAAUCCUACCCUUCUCCCAGGCCUUUUUUUUUUUUUGGCUCACACUUAAACUGUUUACCUUCCCAUUAACAGAGGGACGUCUGUUCAAUUUCUGCCCACGAUGGGCCCCUCGCUGCCCUGGCCUUCAACUCCACAGGGUCAAAACUAGCAAGUGCUUCUGAAAAGGUAAGUGAGCAAAAUUUCUACCACUGGAGAGAAUUACAAUUGGCACUUGUGUUUUCCCUGAGGAGCAAAAACGAGUGUUGUGUUUACCAUUUGAAUCCUUUGGCAAAUUAGUUACUCACCCUAGGCAAAAGUUUCUGGUAUUUCACUUAGGGUUUUUUCCCCUCUUCCAUUUUAAGCUUAUGCCCGCUUGCCUUGUCGUCAGCACAGAGAAAUGUAUUCAAAAGUUUGCAUGUUUUAUAAGUCCGUUUUGAGGAGGAGCCAUUGGCGUUAAAAUACUAAUUUAAAGAGAAAGCUGGCAAAGGAGUAACCAUCUUGCAUGUGGCUACAUGUACCAGAAGAACUGGCAUUCAGUACUGUUCCUAGAAACUGCUGCAGACUAAGCCUGCUUGCUUUCAAGUAAGUUCCACUGAAAUCAGUGGGGCUUGCUUCUAGGUCAUAAUUGAGGUGUAAGCCCCCAAAUUUAAGCAAACUUGUAAAUUAAUCCAAAGUAUGUUUACUCGGAUGUAAAUCCUGCUGAGGUCAGUGGUGCUUGCUGCCAAGUCAUUUGUGCUUAGAACUUCAGCCUUAGUUGCAAGUUCCAAUGAAAGCAGUGGCUUCUAUGUAGUCUUUCUUAGGAUCACAGUACCUAUCCUAAUACUGUUUGUGAGUGCUAGGUAAAGGUAAAGGGAUCCCUGACCAUUAGGUCCAGUCGUGACCGACUCUGGGGUUGCACCGCUCAUCUUGCUUUAUUGGCAGAGGGAGCCGGCGUACAGCUUCCGGGUCAUGUGGCCAGCAUGACUAAGCCACUUCUGGCGAACCAGAGCAGCGCACGGAAAUGCCGUUUACCUUCCCGCAAACUAUUUAUCUCCUUGCACUUUGAUGCGCUUUCGAACUGCUAGGUUGGCAGGAGCAGGGACCGAGCAACGGGAGCUCACCCCGUCGCGGGGAUUCAAACCUUCUUAUCGGCAAGUCCUAGGCUCUGUGGUUUAACCCACAGCGCCACCCGUGUCCCUCGUUUGUGAGUGCUAGGAAAUAAUUUAUUCUCGUGUGUGUGUGUGUGUGUGUGUGUGUGUGUACAUGUACAUGUACUGAAUGUCCAUGCCGGAAUAAUUGUAGCAUCUCCUCUGUGAAGGCAGCUGGUCCUUGCAACCUGAUGGCUAUGUGACUUUCAUGCCUUACCUGUUUUCCUUCAGGGGACCGUCAUUCGGGUGUUUUCCAUCCCUGAGGGGCAAAAGGUCUAUGAAUUCAGAAGAGGAAUGAAGAGGUCAGUGCUACACUCAUCAGUGGCUCUUUUUCUUCUUCUUUUUUGGCCCCAUAUGAAAUGCACGCCCUGCUACCUAGGAGGGUCCUUACCUAGGAAAUGUUUCGGGAACACUCUCCAAAACACAUGGGAGGGCCUGUUGCCUUUCCUUGCUUUCACAGCCAUUGAACGCAACACAUUUGAGAAACAGUAUGAUUGGUGUGGGAGUUUCUGGUAUCACACCUGGCUGGUCCAGUACCAUUGAGGUUUUCACUGGUACACAGCGAGUGCCUUCAUUGGGCGUAACUGUGGGAAAAUCACUGCUUAGGGACGCAAGUACAGGAGAGGUAUAAAAUAGGGUGAAGUACUUUAGGGAUCUUUUUUCCCCACUGUGCUUUUUAAAAUACCGGUCCAUUCUUGCAAGGUGUGCCAAUGGUCAGAGGCUAUUUGAAAACCUAGUACGGGAGCCAGAAUAAUAUGCAGUAUUAUCCCCAUGUAACAGGUUUGCAGGGGCUGAGGCAUUGUGGCUUACAGUAAAUGAAUUAAUGGCUGAGCUGAGAUUUUGAAAUGAGGGCUACAGCCCAUUCUCUUUUCCAGUGCUACACCACAUUCACUCAUUGUUGGAUCCCUAGCUGUAGGACACACAGACCAGCAGCAGGAUAUGAUUUGAUCAUAUCACGUUCAUUUCCACCACUACCUCCACCCUGCAGAUCUCUCAGAUCUGCUUAUUUUGGCCACGGCCUAGCACGGCCUGACCUCCUUUUUGUUUUUGUGUCAGCUGCAGCAAUCCUCUUUCCUUCCCUUGGGCUUAGGUACGUGAACAUCAGCUCCCUGGUGUUCAGUAUGGACUCGCAAUUCUUGUGUGCGUCAAGCAACACCGAGACCGUUCACAUCUUUAAGCUGGAACAUCUCACAGACAGGUGGGUAUCCAAACAGAGCCGCGUAGGCUGUGGGGAGUCUUAGCUGCAGUGAGAUUCAGCCCUGGCCCAGCAAAGCUAUGGGAAGAAUGGGAAAACGUGGCUCAUGCAUAUCCAAGCCAUCACUGUCAGUUGGCCCCAGGGUAUGCGAUUUCAGCACAUACUUGUCAUUUCCAUCAAGUUACUGGUUGUUGUCUUUCUUUUUUUAAAUGGGCCCAUGUUGUUUAGACAAAGUUGUGAUGCCACACAGUGGGGUGAACCUGUGGCUGAGAAUUGGGAUUGUUAGGACAGGAGACAGGAAUCAAGAGCAUGCCUUGAUUGUUGUGGCAGCACUCCAGGAGCCAGGAAGAACAGAACUGAAGGAGCCUGGGACCAGAAUUGAGGGUGAAGGUGGAUCUGGGGUGUGCUAGACCCAGGAAACUGCUCCAGCAUCCAGCCCAAGGUCCAGCUUCCAGGCCACAAUAUUUAUUCCAGACAUUUGUUGGAGAGAGGCAGUGUCGUUGCAACUCUGCGACCAGCACAAGUCUGCAAAGGGCUUGCGUCUGUUUCUGCCUUCAGUUGUUUCUGGGCCAAGUGUCUGUUUGCAAAACCAGUAACUUCAGUUCAAGAAUUGCUGUUUGUAGCAGGGGCAGCUAUCUUUGGCUGUAUAUGGACAUUGUGCAUCACCCAAUGGUAGCCUGGGUGCAGUUUUGGUAUCUGUGAAAAAGAUAGCUGCCAUCUUUGUCUCUGGAUAACUUCAAGUCUGUUUUGAAGCAAUGACUAUUAGAGUAGCCAUCCACAGCGCUGGUGUCCUCCACACAUUUUGAACUACAGCUCCCAUAAUUCCUGACCAUUGGCCAUGCUGACUGAGGCUGAUGGGAAUGGAGUGCAAGGUCAUCAGAGGGCGCUAGGUUGGGGGAGGCUAGGCCAAAGAUUACUAGGGAGGAAAACUGGAAUUGUCUUGGGUGGAACUGAGCCUCUUUAACAUAAUGCACAUUAUCCAGGAUAAAUGUUGAAAAUAGAUAACGUAUGCAGAAGCCCUGAGAAAUGAUUGGCUGUCACUGAUAACUGCUUCCCGUGGUAGAUUUAAAGUUAGAACACAACCCUUUGCUUAGUACAGACUUGUUUUUAGCUAUUCAUUAGUGUUUGGGUAAGAAGGUACAUUCAUAAUGGCUUUCUGUGAAAUGGGGUUUUAUUGUACAGGCUGUAUCUUAACAGAUCACUGCAUUCACUUCCCAGCAUAGGAGUGUUUUGCCCAGUUAUCAUUGGGACACACAGUGGCUUAUAGCACUGUUGCCUAAAUAUACUCGUUCUUGUUGGAGCAGACAAGUUAGCUCAAGCAAGCACAGCUGUGCCGGCAUUAUAGAUGACGAAACUUCACACACAGUUGGACAGCUGAUACAAUUUUAACUUGCAUGUAGAUUUAUGGUUUGACUUUAUUGGCAAUUAUAUCGUGCCACGUUGCACUUUAAUAAGUUGUAGAUUCGUGUAUGCCCCGAGGUUCUUAUACUCUUAAAAUGCUGACACUGAGGGAAACUCCCAAGGGGGAAAGAAGAAUUAGCAAAGGAUGAAUAGGAGCCAGGGAAGUUGCAUGUAUGUAGCCUUGAGGGGUUUAGGACCACGCUGUUGCAUUGAUGCUGCCUGGUCUAGAUACUAGACUAAGAAUCUCAGUGCCUGCUGCUUUGUUUCUCUUAGCCGGCCGGAAGAACCCCCGUCCUGGAGCGGCUACAUGGGCAAGAUGUUCAUGGCCGCCACCAACUACCUCCCUUCUCAAGUGUCAGGCAUGAUGAGCCAGGACCGGGCCUUUGCCACUGUGCGCUUGAACUUCUCUGGACAAAGGAACAUCUGUGUGCUCUCCACGUACGUAAGCUGUGGCUAUAGCAACCGAGCAGCAGCUCCUUCUGUGUAUAUAUACAUAGGCAUCUCUCAGAGCAGCAUAUAUAUAUGUGCGCGCACACACACACACACACACACCCUGAGUUGAGGCAAGCUGGAAGUUGGUUAGAAAUGUCUUGACUGCGUGGCAAGAUGCAACGUGUGGAAAUGUUCUGUAUCUUGCUUCUUCUGCACUGGACCACUGCCAUCUGCAUCUGCUCCAGGGAAGCUGCUGGGUGCACAAUACAGGCAGUUCAGAAUUUUAAUCUGUUUUGUGCCCCAGGUCUGAAAGAGAGUAGAUUGCAGUGGUCUCUUUAGGGGCUUUCUGCCUACAAGAAGAUAGGCUGAGGAUGUCUUUGGCCCAGGAGUAGUAAAUGUGAUGUUCUGUGGACUACAACUCCCAUUAGUCCUGACUGUUGGCCGUGCUGGCUGGGGCUGAUGGGACUUGUAGUCCAACAUUACCUGGAGAGCAUCAUGUUGACUACCUCUGCUUGGCAGGAAUCAGAUUGAUGGAUUUUUUUUGCCCUAUUCCAAGUUGUGGCGAAGGCUCACGGUAGUGGUGGUGGUGCUCAUAGUGACUGCAUUCGGGAAGGUCUCGUGUAGGAGAAGAUCUCCACUGAUGUGUUAAGCAGAACAAGGCCAAUAUCUGUACAUUUGUACCAUCAGGAUGUGGUGUGUGUAUCCACUUUUCGUCUGCUUAAUGAGAAAAUAGCAUAGUAAUUGCACAAGAGGAGAACUUACUCUUCCAGUAACAGGUAAAAUUCACUGCUAAAUACCACCUGACAGGGCAGGCAAAUGGAUGGAGAGACCUUUUGUGAGUUCCUUUCAACUCUCCUCUUGCACAUUUCUUGUUAGAAUCCAGAAGUUGCCUCGGCUCUUGGUUACGACGUCUGACGGACACCUUUACCUCUACAACCUGGACCCUCAAGAUGGAGGAGAGUGUGUUCUAAUCAAGAAACACAGGUAAAUGAUACAGCUGAGCUGUUUGAGCACUGCAAGGGGAAAUGUCUAGAGGUGGGUUUUUAGCAUAUGCAAAGGGAAGCCACAGGCUAUAAUAAAAUCACGCCCUGUAGUGCUUUAAUUUGUUGAUGGUUAAAAUUAUAUGCAUGACUUCCUGAACUAUGUGAGGUAUUCCAAAGCUGCCCCACCUUCUAGCAGAAAUCGCAAAUGUCUCCUGAUUGAUGAAUCAGGGCAGGCACCUGCACUCUGGCUGUAUAUACUAGUUUUCUGUAGGUAGGCAUCUUCUCCCCCCACCCCCGCCGCCAAGGGGAGCAUCUCACAAAAUUACACCAGAUGGACAAGGACCUCUUGGGUGAAAACCAUCAGAUGGUUUGGCCUGAAGCACAAAAUCUGAAGGCCACUUUAUCUCAGAAAGACAGAAUUGUCUGCACACAAAAGCCCCAACCAGAUUGUGCAGACCUGGGGAGUAGGAUGGAUCCAGGGAGCACAACAAGGAUGCAUGUCACAUGUGGAAUUGAUGUAGCAAAACGGAUAUGUGAGAAAAAUUAAGCUCCCUUGUUGGAAGGGAAGAGUCAUAAAGCAACACUUCAAAGGUUCUUGGAGGCAAGCAGACACAUAACUGGAGGGAGCUUUGCUCUGUGGCAAAGAUAUGGAAGUCCUUAUGGCAGUGGUAGCCAACCUGGUGCCCUCCGGAUGCUGUUGGACUUCAACUCCCAUCAGCCCCACCAGCCUGCUUGGAUAAUGGGAGUUGUAGUCCAACAGCAUUUGAGGAUGAACGCAUUGGCUGCCUCUGCCAUAUGGUUUUCCCAAAAGGAUGAGGUGAUGCCUGAGCAGCCUCUGAUUGCUUUUUAGAGAACUGUUUCAGGUGUUGUGGGUUGUUUUUGUACAUUACUGUGGUACUUGAUGUUAUGCAGUUUAUAGAUACAGUGGUGCCUCGCAAGACGAAAUUAAUUCUUUCUGCGAGUUUUUUCGUCUUGCGAAUUUUUCAUCUUGCGAAGCACGGUUUCCCAUAGGGUAUUAACGGUUUUAAGAAAAAGGAAACAAACUUGCAAGACGUUUUCGUUUUUCAUCUUGCAAAGCAAGCCCAUAGGGAAAUUUGUCUUGCAAAGCAACUCAAAAAACGAAAAACUUUUUCGUCUUGCGAGGCAUUCGUCUUGCGAGGUACCACUGUAUUCCGGAAAGAUAAGAUUUGGAGGGCAAGUAACACAGCCCGAGUAACUGAGCCACAAGGGAAACAUGUAGGUUUUAUUCCUAGUUUGAGGUGCUUAUAUUUGCACUGGAAAUAGCGGAAGAUGACAGUGAAGGUGUUUCGCUCGUCAGGGUGUAGAUAAUGCCAGGCCUUUGUAGUUGGAUCUAAACACCCACCUAGGUAUUAAUUUGGCUGUCAGCUUUUGAAGUGCUAUUCAGCUCACACACCAGCAUGCUUCAGAUGCAGAGGCUGUGACUAAAAGGCCCGCUACCCUGGGCCGCCCAUCUCAUUCAGGCAUCACCAGCACUCUUGUGUCUUGGCCUGGAGCCUGUGUGUGUUCUGGUCACCCAUAAAACUUAGGUCACCUCAAGCGACGGUUUUUUUCUUGGGUGUUGCCUGUGGCUCAGAAUCAUGGCUGUGUCCUCCUCCUCAUCUGGACAGCUGCAGUGGAAUUUCUCUACAAGCCCGUCCUUGCUGUCUAGCGUAACAAGCAGAAUGACUGCCCGUCUCUUUGCAAAGAGAGAAGUGAGCACUUGUAUGUAGUCUGGUGAAGUGUAACGUCUGUGCGUGCUACUGCCCAGCCCUUUGGGCUGGCAAGGGCAAGAGGACUGGGUGGCACCAGGGACUUGCAGGAGGUGCCCACAAGCAGCUGGUGGUGGGGUGGGGGGCUUGCUUGCAACUGGUCUAUUCUGUGAAUGAAAAUCUGCAAUGAGCGGGUGAACCCAGUAGCAGAGGGCCGCCAUGAACUUCUGUGGUGGAGUACGCUUAUUGCCAUAAGGGAUACGCUUUAAUAUGAUAGUUGUUGUUGUUUAAAUAGGGGUAUUGCUUAAUGUCUAAAGAACUGUCAGAGAUACUAUAUUUCUGAAUGCCAGUUGCUGGAAAUUGCGCUCAGAUCCUGCUUGUUGCCCACUGUGAGAGCAGGCUACUGGACUAGGUGGGCUGCUUAUGUUAAAUGAGAGCCCUGCCGUCUUCUCUGUAAGGGAGAAGUGUGGGACGACACUGUGGUUGCUCGGUGGUGAUGGAAAGGCAAUUGGGCUUGCUUUGAGGUCCUGCAUAACAUUGUGUUGCAUGCAUAUGGGCAUGCAUAUGUAUGUCUACAAAUUUGGAUAAGUAGCUUGAGCAAAGAUGGGGAAAAGGAGACCGAUAGUUGAAAGGACGGUGGUGCAAGAUUAGGAUAACAGUGCACGGGAGACUAUUUCCCUUACCUGCUGCGCUACUGAAGAAAAGGGGUCUGAAGGAUCUGGUGUGGUCCGAGGUCCCUUUCCCCACCUCCACAGCAACAUUACACCUGCAUCCCAGCACUCUCCUCCCUUUCUUCCAAAUGCCAACGUAGUCCUUUUUGGAGAGGUUGUGCUGUCUACAUCUGCAUAGAGAGGUUUUGCCGUUGUGCAUUUGUGUUGGGAAACCAAUGCAACAUAUGGGUCAGAGAUGGAUGAGACCACGGCACAAGACCCACAUGCACCAGCCGUCCAGCUUAUACUUUGCUACCCAUCACAGUGAAAUAUGGACAUGCAUUGUUGAUGUUACUGGGUAGCUUGGGAGGUAGUAACUAAUUUUAUUCUCUUUUUUCCCUGCCUCAACAUACAAUCAGCUUGCUUGACCUGGGAAAGGCAGAAGAGAACAAAGAAAACGAUCUCCGCCCCCCAGUACCUCAGACUUAUGCUGCAACGGUAGCCCGGCAGAGUUCGGUGCCUUCACCUUCGAUGGUGCCAGGUGAGUGUCAGGUUGUCAUUCAAGAUCUUCAGGCUCUUGGUUUAGCCAGACCAGAACUGUUCAUGGCUAAGUAUCCCCAGAUAAUGACGUAUCUAUAGAUCCCCCUUGAUGUUCUUAGGGAAACAAGGUUCUUUUUCUUAUCUGUCACAUCUUCAGAUGCCCUGUACCUGGGAGAAGGGGUCUGGCCAUAGGCAGAAGGCCAGGUGUUUCCUCACACUUUUAAUUUCACAUUGCCUCAGAACCAAACAAAAGAAACUGAAGCAGCUCAGCACCCUUUGCACUUUGUCACAACAUAAAUCUAUGUGGCCAGCGUUGCCAGGCCAAGCCACACGUGUUGUAUGAUAUAAAACCAUCAAGGCUGGGUGCAUUAUGUAGAAGUUUAGAAGAAGAAUAAAGUCUGAUAAUGCGCACAGAAUUCAACUUCCCAAGAAUCUCAGCAACCAUAAAGCAAAAAAAAUAAUAGAUCACCCUGAUGCAAAUCUUUACCUCUCCUUUAUUUUUGUAAUGCAGAGAAACAGCAACAAAUGUCUUCUGGACAUCUUGUUUUGCUCUGUGUUGCUUAUAACUGCAAAGUAAAUGUAAUUAUAGGAAACAUACCCAUUGUGCUGUCUAAUAGACAACGCAGACUCCCUUGCUUGCAUGUUGGUGAUGCGCUUUGCUCAUGUCAUCCCAAGCAAAGCCACUAGAAAUCUGAACCGACUCGCUUGACUACUCUCCUCUCCCCUAAGUAAGACUCUUUCCUCUAUCCUGUCUGUGCAAACAAGUUAGAAUGUGUUUCUGUCCGUCCUUUAUGAAAAGCCUUGGGCGCCACUAAUGCUUAUUGAAGAUCCCACAUGAAUCAAAACUCUGCAUGUCUGAUUCACAGUGGAAAGCCUGAGGCUUUCAUUAGAAUGGAAACUUCUCCCCGCCACAGUCUGGCAAUUGCAGUAUUGGUGCAGCUCUCACAAGUCCCUUCACUUCUCUCUGUUUUGCCAAACCUUGCAGAAGGAGGGGGGAAAGCACUCAGUAAAAUCACCAAAUGCCGCCCCUGUUUGCCCAGCCUUUGGGCUUUUCAGCUGUACUGAUCUCCAGUAUUUUGUUCCUUCUUAAAUAGGUUACUCAGAAGAUGGAGGAGCCCUUCGAGGAGAGGUUAUACCGGAGCAUGAAUUCGCCACUGGGCCAGUGUGUCUGGAUGAUGAAAAUGAGUUUCCACCUGUGAGCAUUAGGAGUACUUAAGAGAGCACUAUGGGCCUCAUGCUGCGAAGAAAGCGUUUAACCUCUUCUUCCAGAAGGGCUGUCUCUUCCUCUCCUUUCUGUAGCCCGCGGCAACUAAAUCAGUUAUGCUCUUACAAAUGGGUAGAUAAACUCCCACUGUGCUGAGAGAGGGGCUUGGGAACAAAAUCUUAUUUAUAAUCCUGAUAUCCUACUGUUGCAUUGGUGUCCCAGGCCCAGGGAACUGACUGAGCAGGUCCAUUCCUGCGGAGGUUCAGCAGUGCUACAGCUGCAGAUGCUUCCAGACCAUUUAAUUGAUUCCCACCCAAACCCUCUUGUCUUCCCAAGAGGAGGGCACGCUCAGAGUUCAAGUCUGGAUUUCUGCAUUCACAGCUUCAGCAACGCCUCCGAGAUGGAAGAGGUGGGAGGAAUCCUUCAAAUGUCAGAAAGAGGCAUGUUUAAGGGCAUCUGUUUGGUCCUUUGAAUGUGUGUUUGGAUUAAGUGACCAAAACGAAAAUGAUAACUGACUCGUGGCUUUGGCUUUUGUGGGUUCUGGGCAAUUGCAGCCCAUGCCCCCAUUCCUUCCCAACCCAGUCCUAUUGCUGGUAGCUUUGCCAUACCAGCAAGAUGCUCAGCCCACCAGCUUUGCUAUUUGCAUGUUGGGCUGGGUGGAGGAAAAGACCUGCAGGGCAGGCAGCAGUAUAAAAUGGUAGUGCAGGUAGAAGCAUUACUUAAGGGGAAAUGGGCAGGUGCAGUAAGCAAGUGCUGGCUGGGCAGCAGUCGUGCUAGUGAUGGAGCUGCUCUUCCAUCGCUGGGCUCUCGAGGUAGGACCAGCCUGUGGCGGGAGAGAAAAAAGAGAGAGCGAUCAGCAGCCCAAGCCUACUGACUGCUGCAUACACAGACCAAACCUGUCUUUAGCAAGGAAGGUUCGAAACUGGAAAACUUAAGGACAUUUAUUUGUGUUCCCGCUAUCUUUCUCCCCUCUCUGUAAUAGAAGUCUGCUACCUCCCAGUGUCUCUUUAAUCAAUGCUGUUUAUUUUCUAAGAAGUAACAAGCGAUGUAUUACGUUCCUUCUAAAGGGUCCCAUCCCUCUUGCAUGGUCUUGCAUUCAAAAGGAGUCAUGGGGAAGUGACUUCCAUGCUGUGUCUUAACAGCGUCAAGUGAUCCAAGCUUAUUGCAGAGCUAAGCAUCUACCUGCCCAACCGCUUGUCUGCCUUGCUCCUGUUGCCGCUUCUCACGCCUGUUGCUUCCCCUUUCCUGCCGCUGCCAAAAUUCUUGCCCCGGGCUGUUAAAGGUGAGAGGAACCGUCCCAGAUAGCCGUACGCUGUUGUUUAGAGGCUGGAAGAGGACUGGCUUGAUCUAGGGCUAGGGAAGCCUUCCAGAUGGUGUGGAACUACAACUCCCACAAUCCCCGACUUCUGACCAUGUUGCCUGGGGCUGAUGGGAGUCCAGCAACACUGGAAGACUCACACGUCAGCCACCUGUUAUGUAUGGCACCUGCAAGCUCGCUCUCCCCUAACCUUCAAGGCUGCCUCUCAUCUUCUCUUUGUGUCUGAGGGGGGAGGAAUGCCAUGGUGGGUGUGAGAGACAGGAUGGAGCUGGGGGUGUUACUUGCCAUAGACAGCCAGGCAAGCGGCACAUUGCACCUCUGACUGAGGAUAUAAUGGGUUUAGUUUUGGCAUUUGUUACUAGUUGUGUGGGCUGGUGAAAAAGCCAAGGCUGAGCAAUCACAAUGUUCCCUGCUUGCUAGGCCCCCGUAGGAGCUUUUGGGUUUGUUUGUUUUUGCGAUAAUUAAACUGUUCCCUCCGCAUAUGGCCAUGAACACUUAGGCAGUAUCCAACCCACAAAGACUAGUGUUCUAUUUUAAAAGUGUAAAGUGUUGGCAAUUUGGAUUAAUGGUUGUGUUAGUCGUGCAUGCAUAUGUACGAUUAUUGACCUUCUGGGGUUUGGUCACAACUCGGCUGCGCGCUGCACUCAGCAUCCUGUUUGAGAAGCUACUGCACUUAAGAGUUGUUUCUUUUUACCUUUGGCUGCCUUAAUAGAGGAGGGUGGAUGGCGAUCUCUUAGUAUUUCGUCAUCUCUCUAGGAUCAGAAACUUGGGAUUAUUUUUCUCUCCUUUGUACCAACCUCCCAGGUUGUUAUGGGGGUUUCCACUUGCCAUAUUACUUUAUGAAUCCUCCUCAGUGCUCUGUGAAACUCUUGGUGUGAUGAUGUGCCUUAUUCAUAGGGAAAUUGCCUCUCCAUGGAUAUUGUAGCAAGCAUUUGGCUUCUUAACAGUGCAGGCGGGGAUGGGGGCAGUUUGACUGCUGGGCUCAAGCUGGCAGGGCAGAAUGUCAUUUUUCCAGGGGGUCUGUGUGUAAUGGACAUACAUAUCCAUCUGUUUUAUCAUCCCAUUAGAAACAAUGGGAGGGGAGGUAGAGAUUUAGUGAUCUCUGUUUCAGGAGCCUGACUGAAUAAUUCUCUAGUAUGGGGGAUGUCCAAGCCACUUCCCAGCAUACCCUCUUUUUUCUGGCCCUUCUGACAGUGCUUUUAAGGUCAGUUGGACCGGCCCUUUUUGGAGCUAGCAGAGGUGGGAAGGGAAGCUCCGACACGGGACCUCCCUUUCUGAUUUUGAAGCUCUAUGUCUGACAUAGAGGGUAGGUCCAUUCUAGUCCAUGGCUUGUAAGGGUGGCCCUCCUUGGCAAGGACGGUACCUUGAAUUGCUAAUAUACUGGCAUAAAAAGAGGUUUUUCAAAGGGUAUGUCUACACUGUCUUCUGCACAGGAGGAAGUAUCUACACACAUCAGAAACUGCUAAAUUAGCCCCAUUCCAAUUUGGACAAAGUGAACUAGCCACACCAGACCCAAGUGCUAGAAGUUUUUUCCGAUGUCUGGGUCGUAUUGCAACCUUCACAUCACUAAAUUGGGCAUUCCACUACCAUUCCUCCAUAUUACUUACAGGAGGUAGAGGGGAGAGUUAGGAGGGGAAAGCUAGGAGAUCUAAUUUACAGCACCAAGAGUACAAGCUCUCUUGUCCAGGCAAGCAUAAAAAUGUAACUGCCACAAUGUGAAAUGAGCGUUCUGCAUGCGUUGCAGGUGACGAUGGUGUGCAUACUUUCUCCUCCUUUAAGAUGCUCUUCAUGUGGAAAGCAUCAUUGUAUGUGAAGCUGUGGAUGGGUAAGCCUGUGGAAUCCAAGCAGCUUGGGAUCAAGUGCCACUAAAAACAUGAUUGCCGUGCGCCAGCUGCAUCACUUAUGCUCUUGGAAGAGCAAUUUCCAUACAGGAGCCCAAGGAACUCCAGCUGUUGUUAGGGUUGGGCGAUGCAUUGCAGUGUUGAAAACCAGGUAUCAGCAGCUAAAUAUCUGCAUAUGCUGAUAUAUCACAAUGGCUGAAAUGUAUAUCAGCUGCUGCUUUCUCCCCUAAGUGGGGAGGAAGAAGCAAUAGAGAUACAUCGCCCAACCCCAUACUGCUGUGGCUUCUGCGAGCAAGAGCAGUAGGAGGGUUUGAUCAGCUAUGGGGUGGGCAGCUUCCCACCCACCCUGCAGCUGAUCAAACCCCUCCCUUCCAGCUCACAUGAGCAAGGGCUUGUUCAAAGGCGCCUGCCUGCCUUUGCCCGAGUGGGCAAGCUGCGUCUUUCCUCGUGGGGUCCUUGGUCGCUCUGGGAUGAAAGACACAGCCCACCUUCCUGGGCGAAGGCAGGCAGGCAGCAACCAAGCACACAGAGCCUGAGAAGCAUGUUCAGGCUCUGUGAAUCUGUCUGCCUUUGCCUUCAUCCAGUCGGGCAGCCUGACUCUUUCCUCCCAGAGCGACCAAGGACCCCACGAGGAAAGACGCAGCCCGCCCAGACGCCUUUGCCUUUUGCAGACAAUUUCAGCUGCUGAUUCACUGUGGCUCCCUGGUUGCUGCUAGCACAGCACAGGGGAGACAGGAGGUGCGCUGUGCUGGUGGUGGCUGGGGAACCACGAUGUAUCAGGUGACCCAGCACAUGCUGUGUUUACAACCAAGACAAGGGGUCAUUGUUUAAAGCAGAAAACACAAUUCUCAGUCUUCAGUUCCCCCUAAGAUGGGCAUUGGGGUCCGUUCCCAGCCCAGAUAAUUCCUUUGAAUUAAGGACACGCAAAAAAACUAAGUGACCCACAGAUUUUGCGGAAAGCAAAACAGUUGCAUGGCAAGCUGCCUCCCUGCUGCUUCCUCUGCAUGUUCGCAAAGUCCGGCUACAGCACACUCCCUGCUCAACGGCACGCUGCUGGGAAAAGUAAGGCCCUUCUGUUUUGAUUUUGGUAGAUAAACUUGUGCCGUGGAAGCCAGACGAACAAGAGGUCAUGAGGAGUGGCAAACAGCAGAGCACGGAGCGACGGAUGGGAGGUAGUUUGGAGAAACAAAAAAUGGGAAAGUGGAAGAACCCACAAGUGAGGGGGGAAGCCAGAGGUGCUCCAGUGCUUUUAACACAGUAUGUUUCUUCUUAGCCCAACCCUUUCUGGCCCUUUGUGUGUAUUCUCUUAAAAGUGCUGCGUGGGUUUGGUAUCAAUGUACUGUAUAUGCACAUUGCUCUAUACUCGAGUGUAAAUGUAACCACCACCCCCAAGAACCUGAAUUUUAUACACAUGCCUGCCCUUUUCUAAUUUAUGUCGUGUAUAAAUGUACUUAACAGAAGUCUAUUGAUCUAUGUCCUUUGUACAGUAUAUAUACAUAAUAUUUUACCCAGGCAGAAUAUUUUUGCAGUGACCUAUUAGGGAGACAGGAAAAAAAAGAGAACUCCAACUUACUGUGUUGGCACUCUGUUUAAAUACCUGUUAAUAAAGUCACCAUCGUGUCAGCAGCAGCAGCUGUCGCCUUGCGUUCUGUCUUGUUGUUUUGAACGGAGCCCUAAAGAUGUCAGCCUUGAUUAAGUUUUACCAGUGGAACUGCUGCAUCUGCUUGCAAAUAGAAUCCCUUUUUAUUUCUACUGUACACCAUGCCUCAGUUGCUAUUUUCAGAGAAUCGUGUCAGGAGAUCCACAAUGAGAAUUGCCUCCCUUAUUUUCCUUCGUAUGUUGUGGACCAUCCUGCCUGCAAAGAAAGAGAGAUACUGUAUUUUUCUGUGUCUAAGACAAUAUUUUCCCCCAAAUUUUUAAAGUUUAAAAUUGGGGGUAGUCUUAUACACAGAAUGUUGGAAUUAUUUAAUUUUGGGCUCAAAAAAUACAGGUUGUCUUAUACAUGGGGGCGUCUUACACACACAAAAAUACGGUAAUUAUGUCUAUAGCAUAGUAAGGACCCGAGUCACUAUUAUCAUUUAAAUAAUAAUUCUUUAGAUUUUCAGAUCCUUGUAAUUGGCUCUACCCGAUCUUGCAGUGACUCCAUAUGCCUAAGACCUACUUUAAAGACCCCCUCAAAUGUCUUGGGCCAUGGCUCCUACUUAAAAUAAAAAUGACAACCGUC
Podarcis lilfordi (Lilford's wall lizard) is the source of this 47527-nucleotide messenger RNA. The record is from the annotation of a GenBank genome assembly. Lineage: Eukaryota; Metazoa; Chordata; Lepidosauria; Squamata; Lacertidae.